UCCGAUAGAGGAAAAAGCUUGAAUUCGCUUAUCCGCGAUGAACUUUGGCGAACGUAACGUCGAAGCCGCCGUGAAAUUCCGGAAAGACCUUAGAGCACGGCGGGUUUCGAUUGACCUCUAGUAACAGGAUCAUCUGUCCUCUAAGAUACUUAACCCACAGCUAGCUAUGCGGAGCCGGUACGCUUUAUAGAGGCAUUCACACAUGACCACGAGCAGCUAGGGAGAUUGGUUCCACGCGCUGAGCUCCUCGACGUUCUCUCGAACGACCUUUUGUCGAUGUUUUUCGUGGAUGGCCGUUUGCAAAAAAUAAAUCUACCAGAAUCAAAGAAUAAAUCUUUCUACUUCGAACUUAAACCGUGUUAAACUGUGUCGCGAGCUUAAAAUGGUUAAGAACCACUGUUGCAGAGGCUUUCACACACGGGUCCGCGAGUCAGCGAUGGAGAUUGGUUCCAGGCGUUGAGCUCUCCGGAGUUCGCGCGCCGUUCGAGCGGCUCCGCGCGGUUCCAGGUCUGCCGUGGGAGUGAGCCCGAGCAGGUAGGAGCGAUUCGGUCGUUCCAGGUGCGAAAGAGAGAGGGAAGGUGCACCGCGAUCCGCGGGGCGAUGGGGGAAGGAAAGCCGCGAGAGCAGGAGUUCGUCGAAGGAAAAGGAGAGGGAGGGAGAGCCAGGGAAAAGAGAGAGGCAAGUCGACGAGAGAGCGAAGAGAAGGAUCGUCGACCAAUGAGACACCAGGCCGGCGAUGACGUCGCCGUUGUCUCACGUCGAAGUCUCACCAAAAGUCUUCGCCAGCCGCCAGUUCGUCCGCGGUCUCCCGGCUGGACGAGGAGUACGUCCUUUUCCACGACGUCUUCGCCGAGAGGUGGUUCAGUUUGUUUAUUUAUUUUUUCUUUCACGUUGUUGACCGACCAGCGAAACCAGCCAACAUUGGACUACGCAUACAAGCAGGCAUCGUGGCUGAAGGAGGCUGCUGUCAGCCAUGGGGACGGCCAAGAUGAAACAUCUUUGGCCGUUGGUGGCGUGGAUACUUCUAUCUCUGUGUCCAGCCGAAUCACUCAGGGGACUCGGCCGUGGAUCGAGGAGAGAAGUGUUCUUCCUGAACCUCGAAGACGGCUACUUCGGCUGCCAGGUGAACGAGUCGACGGACGUUCUGCAGCUCUUGGAGCUGUCCAAGCUGUGUGAUGGCAACGUCGACUGUUUCCAGGGCACGGACGAGCAACGCGACAAAUUGAAGUGCACAGAUGACUGUACAAAAGAGGACGGGACCAGAUGCUUCAACGGCGUUUGCUUGGAUUCCGUUUGUCAUUGCAACGACGGUUUUGGUGGUUGCAACUGUCAAGUGCCAGAUGAAAACGAGUGCAAGUACCGCCCCUGUGAUAUAUUCGCGCAUUGCACGAAUACCCUAGGUAGCUUUCAAUGUUCCUGUUUCCCUGGCUACCGAGGCGACGGCUUCUACUGCGAGGACAUCAACGAGUGCGAUAACCCAGCGUUCGCCGCGAGAUGCGUGGAGAACGCGGAGUGCUGCAACCUCCCGUCCAACUUCCUGUGUAAGUGCAAGUCGGGUUACAUUGGCGACGGUGAGGUGCACUGCGAGGACGUAAACGAAUGCACGGUGCCUGGUGCGUGCGCGGAUAAUUCCAUCUGCCACAACAUCCCUGGCAAUUAUACUUGCGCGUGUCAAGAUGGCUUCACGGGAGACCCUUACGAAAGCUGCGUCGACAUAAACGAAUGCGAAUACGCUGGUGCUUGCGGGAGGGAUGCCCUGUGCGUGAACUUGCCCGGUGGCCACAAGUGCGAGUGUCCCGAGGGCUUUAACGGCAAUCCCGAGGAAGAAUGCGUGGACAUCGACGAGUGCGCUCGCAGCCCUUGCGGUCGUUCAGCUCACUGCACAAACGUGCACGGCAGUUUCCGCUGCUCAUGCCCGGAAGGAAUGAGCGGCGAUCCUUGGACGGGCUGUCACGAUGUAAACGAGUGCGAGGACGGCGCACCGUGCUCGGCGGACGCCGAUUGCGUGAACACAGAGGGUAGUUUCGAGUGCAGAUGCCGGGGUGGCUAUCAGAUGGAUCUGAAUCGCAAUUGCGUGGACGUGAACGAGUGCAGUAGGCCAGACGCGUGCGCUGAGAACGCUAAAUGCAUCAACGUCCCGGGAUCGUACAAGUGCAUCUGCCCCCAGGGUUUCAUCGGUCAAGGGCUAACAUUGUGCGAAAACGUGAACGAAUGCGAGGCAAACCCUUGCGGCGAGAACGCCGAGUGCAGCGACACGAUCGGCAGUUUUGCGUGCAGCUGCAAAGCGGACUACACGGGCGACCCGUUUAAGGGAUGCAGCGAUAUCGACGAAUGCACGGCGUUGGACAAUCCUUGCGGAAGGUACGCCAUCUGCAAGAACACGGAUCCUGGAUACACAUGCGACUGUCCGCCGGGGUACAGUGCCAACCCUAGUCCGAAAGUUGCAUGCGACCAGACCGACGUGACCACUCUGUGCAAAUCGAACUUCGACUGCGUGAACAACGCCGAGUGCAUCGAAGGCCAGUGCUUCUGCAAGAACGGGUUCAAGGCCGUUGGGGCUGAAUGCGUGGAUCUCGACGAGUGUCUCUCCAAUCCCUGCGGACCGGCGUCUAUCUGUACCAACUCUAGAGGAAGCUACCAUUGCGAGUGCGAAUCCGGUUUCGUUGGAACCCCGCCACACAUUCCCUGUAAAGCGCCAUGCGACGAAGUGACGUGCGGCGAGCACGCGUUCUGCAAAGCGGACGGCCACGAGGCUUACUGCAUAUGCGAAGAUGGCUGGACGUUCAAUCCCAACGACAUCGCGGCUGGUUGCGUUGAUAUAAACGAAUGCGACGCGGUAAACGGUCCUUCGGGACGUUGCGGCAAGAACGCGGUCUGCACGAACACCCUUGGCGGCUUUAGUUGCCAGUGCAAGCCUGGAUACUCUGGAAACGCCUUCAAGCAGUGCAUGGACGUGGACGAAUGCACGAGACACGACAUAUGCGGCCACGGUGCUACUUGCGCGAACACGGAGGGUUCUUACACGUGUACCUGUCCGGAAGGUACCAUACCGGAUCCUGAUCCAUCCAUCAAGUGCGUCGGUAUAGUUACCUGCGAGGUUGACGGCGAUUGUCCUGGAAAUGCCAUUUGCGACCCACAGAAACGCUGUCUGUGCCCUGAACCCAACGUUGGAAACGAUUGUAGACAUCCCUGCGAAGACCUGUCCUGCGGACCAAACGCUCACUGCAUGCUGUCCAACGACGUGGCGACGUGUCUCUGUCGCAACGGCUACACAGGAAAGCCUGGAGUGAAGGGCGGCUGCAGAGACAUCGACGAGUGCGUCAUCAAUCCGUGUCCUCAGGGCGCGAUUUGUAACAACGAGCCAGGCUCGUUCUCCUGUCAAUGUCCCAGCGGCACCACGGGAGAUCCUUACAACGGCGGAUGCCAAGAGUCGAAGGCCCCUCACGUCUGCGGGCCCAGCACCCCGUGUCCAGCCGGGGAACAGUGCAUCAAGGACGAGUUCGUCGGCAGCAGCGUAUGCAUCUGUCAACGGGGCUACACGCGCGACCACGAGACAGGCAAAUGCAGGGACAUCAACGAGUGCAUGGAGCUCAGGGAGAAGCCUGCGUGCGGGGUCAACGCCAUUUGCAAGAAUCUACCCGGUAGCUACGAGUGCCAGUGCCCGCCCGGGUUCAAUGGAAAUCCAUUCUCGCUAUGCGAAGAAUGCAACAGCAUCGAAUGCCAGUGUCAGCCUCCGUACAAGAUCGUGAAAGGCAAGUGUAUGUUGGCUGGCUGCUCCAAGGGUGAGAAGUGUCCAAGCGGAGCCGAGUGUAUAACGAUAGCAGGCGGAGUCAGCUACUGUGCUUGUCCCAAGGGCUACACUACCAAGACCGAUGGUUCUUGCGAGGACAUAAACGAAUGCAUCGUUGGACACCAAGUCUGCGGCUACGGAGCCGAGUGCUUGAACCAACCAGGCUCCUACCAAUGCGUCUGUCCACACGGCUAUGGCGGGGAUCCCUACAAUGGUCUCUGCUCUCCAGCGCAGAAAAGGUGCACCAACGAUAACGAGUGCAGAGCGAACGAGAAGUGCGUGCAACCGGGCGAAUGCGUUUGCCCACCACCGUUUUACUCGGACGCUCUCGAUGGGAACCUUUGCAAGAACCCUUGCGAUCGGUUCCCUUGCGGAAUGAACGCUAAAUGUACACCGAGCGAUCCACCGAGGUGCAUGUGCGAGGCUGGCUACGAAGGAGAUCCACAGCACGGUUGCGUGGACGUCAACGAGUGCGCGAACAACCCAUGCGGACACGGUGCCUACUGUAUCAACACCAAAGGCGACCACGUCUGCGAGUGUCCCAGAGGAACCGUCGGCGAUCCCUACGGUGCUGGUUGUACCGGCGGUGUCGCGAAAAACGAGUGUACCUCCAACGACGACUGCGAUAACAUAUUCGCCUGCAUCGGCGGUAGGUGCGCGAAUCCGUGCGAUAACAUACCCUGUGGUCCAAACGCGUACUGCGAGCCCGACAAACACGCUGCUUGGUGUCGAUGCGUGAUCGGAUUCGUCGAGGGCAAGAACAACGAAUGCGUUUCGCAGUGCGAUGGCUUCGUCUGCGGCUCGGGAGCUCAGUGUAUCGUGAGCUACAGCGGACCGACCUGCAAAUGCAUCGAGGGCUUCAUGGGCAAUCCGUUCCCUGGUGGACAAUGUCUACCCGACGUCUGUUCACCGGAAGUACCUUGCGCCGAGCCGAGCGUGUGCAUAAGUGGAAGGUGCAAGCGUCGCUGCGAGGGUAUAGUCUGCGGAGUAGGAGCCUCCUGCGAUCCAGCCACCAACAAAUGCGUCUGCAAUCCGUACUUCAUCGGGAACCCUGAUCUUCUUUGCAUGCCACCGAUACAACCUGCCAUCUGUAAUCCCGACUGCGGUACGAACGCCCACUGCGAGUACAGCCUGCAGGAGUCCAAGUGCGUCUGCAAUCCCGGAACAACUGGAAACCCGUACCUUGGCUGUGGCGUGCAGCAAAAGUCUGACUGCUCCACUGCAUUGUGCGGCAAAGACGCGCAUUGCAACGCUGGACCGAACGCCGUCGAGUGUCUGUGUCCUCCUGGAUACGCGGGGAAUCCGUACAUUCAAUGUUUCGAUAUCAACGAGUGCAACGGAAACGCAUGCGGCGGCAACGCAGUCUGCAUCAACACCAUCGGCAGCUACGACUGUCGCUGCAAGGACGGAUUCUUCGGCAAUCCUUUCAUCGGCUGUCAACAGGUGCAAAUAGGUCCGUGCACCGACCCUGCGAGUUGCACCUGCAGCGAGUCGGUGCCAUGUCCGUUCGACUACAGCUGCGUGCACGGCAAGUGUAUAAACCGUUGCAGCGACGUAAGAUGCGGUCCUCGAUCGGUCUGCCAAGACGGAGCCUGCGUCUGCCCGCCAGGCUACAGCGGGAAUCCCAAUGACCUCAGCAAAGGAUGCCACCUGCACGGUCACUGCUCCAACGACCUGGACUGCGAGCCUCAGCAGAUCUGCUUUCAAGUCGGCAAAGGCGUUCGUAAAUGCGUGGACGCGUGCAGCAAACUGCAGUGCGGUCCCAACGCGCUCUGCGUCGCCCAACAUCACGUCUCCUCUUGCCUGUGCAUCGACGGGUACCAAGGCAAUCCUACCAACCUGGUGGAAGGCUGUCAGCCUUCCAAGUCCGUGUUAACACCCGGCUGUACUCACGACUCCGACUGCCAGGAGGGCGCGUUCUGCCUCGUUCUCGACAGCGGAGCUCGCGAGUGCGUGAAUCCUUGCAGCAAAGUGGUCUGCGGCGCCCACCAGAAAUGCGAACCGGAUAUAAUCCCCGGUCACGCGACCUGCAAGUGUCAGGACGGAUACGAGUGGAACCCCAUACUAUCCUCCUGCGAGAAACCUUCUGUUCCUGACUGCAUUUCCGACGACGACUGCCAUACCACCGAGGCCUGCAGACCGGACGCCCUGGGCGUACUGAAAUGCGUACCCGUGUGCCGCAGCUUCACCUGCGCCAUUCAAUCUCAGUGCGUAGCUGAACGACAUCGUGGUCGCUGCGAGUGUCUGCCUGGAUUCGUCGGCAACCCUAACGAUCGCCAAGGUUGUCAAACGCCAAAGAAGGAUCACUGCUCCACCGACAGCGAGUGCCCAGAGGAUCAAACAUGCAGGAGUACGGAAGAGGGUUUGUUAACUUGUCAACCAGUCUGCAACUUUGUUUCCUGCGGACCCAACGCCCUCUGCGUCGUUCACAAUCACGUUGCUAACUGCGAGUGUCCACCUGGACUCUACGCUGGCGAUCCCAACGACGCUAUCAAAGGAUGCCGCACCGUUCCCUGCGUCUACAACAUCGACUGUCCACCUACUCAGCUCUGCAAUAGGCUCACUCACACCUGCUACGACGUCUGCGACGAGGACGCCUGCGGAACGAACGCUGUCUGCAUAGCCGACGACCACAGAGCGAUCUGCCAGUGUCCCCCUGGUCUUCGACCCAAUCCCGUGCCCGACGUGGAGUGCGUCGCCAUCGAAGCCUGCCAUCCUAAUCCUUGUCACGAGUCGGCGCUCUGCGUCCCGGGACCUUCGAACAACUACAUCUGUCAGUGUCCGGGAAAUUUCGUGGGCGAUCCUUAUUCCGCCGGUUGCCAACCGGAAGGAUAUUGUGCAAGCGGCAAGGACUGUCCUGCUCAUUCCAUUUGCCACAACCAUCGUUGCGUUAAUCCCUGCGAGGACACUUGCGGACCCAAUUCCAUUUGCGAAGUCAUCAAUGGACAACCGACUUGCAAGUGUAUUCACAACUUUGUGCCAUCUUCCAAGGGUCCACAGGACGGCUGCGUCCGCACGUUGAAUUACUGCACCGUUGACGCCGAUUGCGACGAAAGCGUAUGUCUCGAGGGACAGUGCAUAGCUGUUUGUCGUACGGCAACGGACUGCUCCGUUGGCGAAAAGUGUGUGAACAGCAGGUGCACCGUUCCGUGCGUCUCCCAUAGUCAAUGCCAACUCGAUCAGGCUUGCGUGAACGGAGGAUGCGUCCUGGGAUGUCGAAGCAACAAGAACUGCCCCACUACGCAGUCUUGUAUUAACAAUAAAUGCCAAGAUCCAUGCAGUAGGAAAGACGUCUGCGGUCCAAACGCUAUCUGCAGUUGCACCAAUCACGCGACAAUCUGUACCUGUCCGCUUGGCUUCCAUGGAAACCCAACGCCCCAACAGGGCUGCGUCAGAGUACCGAAUAUAUGCGACGGUGCUCAGGACUGCCCAAGUCAGCAUGUGUGCGUUUCCGGAUUCUGUCAGUGUCAAUGCAGCGAGCAGAACAACUGUGCCGAUGGAGAACGCUGCAAGAACGGCAUAUGCGUUAAGAUCUGUUACAGUGACAGCAACUGUUUGCCCGGUGAACUAUGCAUCGACGGACUGUGCGAGGUAGGUUGCACUUCCGAUGCAGGCUGCAAGGACCACGAGGUGUGCAUCAACAAUAAAUGCAGAUGUAGCCACGGAUUCAUCGCAGGACCGGAACAUUGCCUAGACAUCAACGAGUGCGACGAUCAGCCUUGCCAUUCGAGCGGAGAGUGCGUGAAUCUUCACGGAUCCUAUCGCUGCGUCUGUCCUCAGGGAACCGCCGGGGAUCCUGUGGGAUCAGGUUGCGUGAUACCUCAUCAGUGUACCGUGAACACGGAUUGCCCCGAUUCCCAGGCUUGCAUCCAACACAAUUGCACCGAUCCUUGCUCCUUGGGCGACUGUGGAUCGAACACAAUUUGUUCUGCCGUGGAUCAUUCGGCAGUCUGUCAGUGUCAACCUGGAUACAUCGGCGACGCUUCGGGAUGUUUCAGAGUGGAGUGCCUAUCCAACAACGACUGUCCCACGGACAAGUAUUGCAACCAGGACACCAACAAGUGCAGCAGUCCUUGCAAUCAAGUGAACUGUGGAUACGGCAAUUGCGUAGCUUUAGACCACGCAAGCGUGUGCAAAUGUUAUCCUGGUUUUCUUCUGGCAGGCGACAUUUGCGCCGACGUCAACGAGUGCCUGGAAAAUCCUUGUCAUUCCACCGCGGUUUGCCAAAACACGGAAGGCUCGUACACUUGCGUCUGUCCGCAUGGUUUGGUGGGAGAUCCUGUGAAAUCUGGCUGCAAGCAACCUGGCGACUGUUUCACGGACUCCGACUGUCCGAUCUCUGCCGCUUGCAUCGACAACACGUGCAGGAAUCCUUGCGAUGUAUCUCUUAUUUGCGGCAGGAACGCCGAGUGUUUUGUUCAAGGGCACGUUCCGCUUUGCAGGUGUCCCGGCCAGACCACUGGGAACCCAUCGUCCGAGUGCAUUCACUUGGAGUGCAACUACCACAGCGAUUGCAGUCCAUCGGAUGCAUGCUUCGAUCACAAGUGCGUCGAUCCUUGUUCCCUCUCGAACGUCUGCGGUCAGGGGGCCGAUUGCUCUCCGUUGAACCACAGCGCAGUGUGCACGUGUCAACCAGGUGGUACAGGUGAUCCAAAUCUAGGAUGCACACCUGUCCAGUACUGCAAGUCCGACUCCCAGUGCGCGACUGGGUCAGCUUGCAACGGUGGAAUAUGCACAGCGCUCUGUGGCAGCACAAGGGACUGCAUCGGCGAUCAGCUUUGCAUCAAUGGACUCUGUCAACCCACCUGCAAGACCAACUCCAGUUGCCCCGAGUACCAGUACUGUCUGAACAACAUCUGCGUCCAAGAACUGCGGUGUAUAUCCGACGACGAUUGCUCUUACGACGAGAGGUGCAUCAAGAACAACAUCGGGCAGGCGGAGUGUCGCAAGGCUUGCGACUUGGUCCUAUGCGGACGCAACGCUGAAUGCAGGGCGACCAAUCACGUCGCGGUGUGCUCUUGCGAAGGUGGAUUCUUCGGGAACCCCAAGGACGACAAGAUCGGUUGCCAGCCUAUCGAAUGCGAGAACAACGACAACUGUAGCGAGGAGAAAAUUUGCGACACCCACAAGUGCAGAAUCGCCUGUUUGGCCCACAAUCCUUGCGGCGUUAACGCUAUUUGCACGACGGAGAGACACGUUCAGGUAUGCACGUGUCAGCCAGGAUACACAGGAGAACCGACCCACGGAUGUCAGCUGAUCGAUUAUUGUUCGAACGAACCUUGCGCUCCUGGAGCUCUCUGCGAGAACUCCAGAGGCUCGUACAAGUGCCACUGUCAACAAGGCAUGGUCGGGGAUCCCUACAACAGCGGCUGUCAACCGCCUGUCGAGUGUCUUUUAGACGACGACUGUCCACAAUCUGCCAAGUGCAUAAACAUCAACAAUGUACCAAAGUGUUUCGAUGUAUGCUCGCGAACGCAAUGCGGACCAAACGCUGACUGCGUUGCUGCCAAUCACGCUGCAACGUGUCAGUGCAGGUCCGAUUACGAGGGCGAUCCAAACAAUUUGAGCGUGGGCUGUCGACCGAAACCAAUCGCUUGUUCGUCAGCCGUGGACUGCUCGUCCACUACCUACUGCUACGAGGGAAUCUGUCGACCGUCCUGCCAAUCGGACGAGGAAUGCAAUCUAUCGGACGUGUGCUUGAAUGCACAAUGCCUGGAUCCUUGCGACAUCCGAGCCGCGUGCGGAAUAAACGCCGACUGCAACGUGAGGAGUCACAUUAAACAGUGCAGCUGCCCACCUGGCUUUACUGGCAAUUCGGAAGUGGAAUGCGUGAGGCUGCCCGUGUCCUGCAGAGACAGCAUCGACUGCAGCGAAGGCAACACCUGCCGCGACAACGUCUGCCUUCCGAUAUGCGCCAGCGACAACGAGUGCGCCUUCAACGAGAAAUGCGUCCGCGGGAACUGUCUGCUCACCUGCAGACUAGACAACGACUGUUUCCUCGGUCACAUAUGCCUGCACAACAUGUGCACGUUCGGUUGUCGCGCCGACGAAGACUGCAACGCGAAUCAGGCCUGCAUCACCAACAAAUGCAUCGAUCCAUGCGAGGCAAUGCCUUGCGGACCGAACGCCAAGUGCACCGUGUUCAAUCAACGCGCCACCUGUUCGUGCCCCGCGGGAUUCAUACCGAAUCCGACCGCGAAGGUGGCUUGCCUGAGAUCGCCGGGGGUGGGAUGCCAAGCGAACAGGGAUUGCGGGGUUGGAACGGCUUGCAUCGGAGGCGUUUGCACGCCCGUUUGCUCGACGGACUUGAACUGUCUGAGCAACGAGCGCUGCGACUCGUCGGGCAUCUGCAAGUCGCUGUGCAGGAGAGACGAGGACUGCAGAAGCGGAGAGAUCUGCGAGGGACUCGUCUGCGCGAUCGGAUGCCGCGCGGAUGUCGAGUGCCAAGAAAAUUACGCUUGCUCGAACAACCAGUGCCAAGAUCCAUGCUCGUUACCCGACGCCUGCGGAGCAAACGCGAGGUGCUCCGUCGUGAAUCAUCAGAAGUUAUGCGCCUGUCCCGCGCCGCUAGCCGGAGACCCUCUAAUUGGAUGCAAACAGGCGUUCCUCCCCUGCACGACGGAACUGGACUGCCCAACUGGUCAAACUUGUUACGGGAGAUCCUGUUACGCGGCGUGUAGGAGCGACGCUAAUUGCCUGAGCGACGAGCGGUGCGACGGUGGUAUUUGCAAAGCGAUAUGCAACAGCGACGAUCAUUGCUCGGCGAAUCAGAUAUGCCUGAACAGGCUGUGCGACAUUGGCUGUCGCAGCGACAACACGUGCCCUAACGACGAAUCCUGCUUGAACAAUAAAUGCAGAAAUCCUUGCGAAGGCGGCAAGGCUUGCGGGGAAUGCGCUGGUUGUCGCGUGGUGAACCACGUCGCGCAAUGCAGUUGCCCAGCUAAUUACUAUGGCAACGCGUUGAUCACCUGCGUCAAGUCUAUGAUACCUUGCGACGGGUCCUGCGAGUGCGACGAGAUCGGCUUCUGCACGAAGAGCUGCUACAAUCAGGACCAGUGUUCCUGCGGAGAAGUCUGUCACGGUGGGAAAUGUCGCGUCAAGUGCGACAUCAACAAUACCUGUCCAAAGGGCUACGUUUGUGACGGAGGACUUUGCUUGAUCGGUUGCCGCACUCAUUCCGACUGUCCAUCAUCUUUAUCUUGCAUAAGCAACCAGUGCGAGGAUCCAUGCUCCGCGAAUGGCUCUCCCUGCGGGAUCAACGCUCUCUGUCGCGUAUCGAACCACCGCGCGGUGUGCCUCUGCCCAGAGGGCUUCCAAGGCGAACCGAGUCAAGAGUGCUACCAACUUGAGUGCCAUCGAGACGACGACUGCGAGGCGAACAAGCGUUGCAGCGAGGACGGAGUUUGCACGAAUCCUUGCCUGCAACACGGUGUCUGCGGCUUCAACGCCCAGUGCAGAGUGGUGAACAGAAAGGCCCAAUGCUCCUGCCCACCUGGACACUAUGGCAAUCCUAAGAUCAACUGCAAGAAAGGAGGAGAUCAGUGCCUGAGAAGACCUUGCGGCGUGAACGCCAAGUGCAGGGAGACCCUGAACGGAUUCGAGUGCACGUGCGAUCCCGGAUGCAACGGAGACCCGCAUCAGGCUUGCAUAUGCGACGGUGGUGAGCUCUGCAAGGACACUCAUUGCGGACUGAACGCUGCCUGCCGUAUAUACAACAAUCAGCCACAGUGUUACUGUCCGCCGAACUUCCCGUUCGGCGAUCCAAUGCUUGGUUGUAGCGUGGACAGGAGUCUAGGCGACUGUCGUACGAACGGUUGCGGGAAGGGCGCCGAAUGCAUAAGGGAUGGCACGAUAUUCGUCUGUCGGUGUCCACCCGGUACCAGCGGUUCGCCGGAUAUCGCGUGUACCACAGAGCGCGAAUGCACCAGUGACCUAGAGUGCCCCAAUGAAAAAGCCUGCAUAAACCUGCAAUGCGUGGACCCGUGCGGUCUGCGCGGCGCCUGUGGGAUCAACGCUCUCUGUCGUGUGGUUCUCCACAAGCCGCGGUGCUCUUGUCCGCAGUGCUAUAUCGGUAUGCCCCGCACGGCCUGUCAUUCAGAUCCCAAAUGCGACACGCUCAAUCCCAGACCUCCACCGAGCAUCGGUUGCUCAUCCGACUACGACUGCCCGGAGAGUCUUGCCUGUCACUCGCGUACCGGCGAGUGCCGUGACCCGUGCUUGAGCUCGCGGUACGCCUGCGAGGUGAACAAACGAUGCCAGGUGAGGAAUCACAGGCCCACGUGCGUGUGCAAAUACGGUUUCGUGGUGAACGAGAUCGGAGAACUGACAUGCGCCCCCGACACGUUGACGUGCACGAGGGACUUCGACUGUCCGUCGAACGCCGCCUGCGUGAACGGGAAAUGCCAGAAUCCGUGUAACGUCCGUAAGAAAAAGCCGUGCCCGGCCGAUAAAACCUGCGACGUCCUGGACCACCGUCCCGUCUGCAUAUGCACACAAAACUGCAAUCCCUCCCUCUCCAUUUGCCUGCGAGACAGUGGCUGCUCUCCAGACUUGGCGUGCCGCAACUAUCGCUGCGUGGACCCAUGCAGAAACUCCACCUGUCCGGCUGAUGCCCCCUGUUACGUGGAGGAGCACAAGCCUAUCUGCAAGUUCUGUCCCCCCGGCUUUGUGCCAGAUACUAAAUACGGAUGCAUGGAAGCAGUUCACCACUACACGACCGACUAUCUAUGCGAGUCCGACGGCGACUGCAACGACACAGAAGCCUGUGUCGAAGGUUCCUGCGUUGAUCCUUGCGUCAACCAGUGUCAGUCGGCAGUUCGGUGUCGGGUUAAAGCACACAGGCCAGUUUGCGUUUGCGACGAUCGCGACGAUCGUUGCGUAGACACAGUCACUAACCCAGAGUACUCUACAGUUGACAUUCAGACAGCCACACUUCCGACGAGUACGCAAUCGAGUACUCUGUCGUACACAUCUUCUACUAUCGAGGAGGGAACUUGGAGUGAUUUCGUUACCCAAACCUCGGAAACUCCUGUUGUCGAAGAAACAACCCUUACGUCCGUGGAAAGCACAUCAACCUUAGCAACCACAGCUGUCACCGAAUCUUCUGAAAGUAGUACUGUCGAGCUAGACAUUACAACACUUGGUGAUAGAUCCUCCAGUACGAUUUCUUUCGAGGUAUCUACCGUUAAGGAUAUUCCAGCUGAAAGCACGGGUGCUGUUUCGACAGUUGGAGGUCUUGAAUUUACCACUUCUGAGUUGUUUGAAACAACUACCACUCCUUAUGUUGUCACUACGCAACAUGUUACCGAUUCGACGAUAUAUGAAUCUAGUAGCACCAUCCAAAUUCCUGUAACAAACAAAUCGGAAAAUGUUGAAAUAGUCACCCCAAUUACGCGUGCGACUUCCACAAAUAAAGAAGGUGUUGUUAUAGUAACACCUGUGUCGACAGGCGAUUAUAGUACGGAAAUACCAACGGUGCUUACAGAAUCUCCAGACACGACUAGUAGAAAUCUUUCUACUGAAAGUUCUGUACUCGAAGAAAGUUCUACUAUGGCGCAGGUUACAAUGGAUAGUUUGAAUACGUUGACGUCCGAGAGAGUUGAAGUAGUCACCGUGACUGCACAGUAUCCCUUGAAACCAGAAACGACUGUAGAAUCAACCACUGAAACAUCCACAACUAAACAAUACACGUUAGAGCAGCCUUCGACAACUGAACGGUACUCUAGUAAUCAAUUUUCAACCAUGGAACACCAUAACACGGAACAAUUUUCAACAACUGAACUAUACUCCACUGAGCAGUCAGUAUCGACUGAAGAACAGUAUACAUUAACGUCUAUCACAACAGAACAACAUACCGUUGAACAACAAUCAACGACCGAACAGUACACCACUGGACAAUCGUCGACAACCGAGCAAUAUUCCACUCACGAAUCUCCAACAACGGAACAACAUGCCACGGAACAAUUUUCAACAACUGAAAAGCACUACACCACUGAUCAACAUUCAACGACUGAGCAAUACAUCACUGAACAACCUCCAACCUCAGAACAGUACUCCACUGAACAGUCAACAACUGAAGAACACUACACGGUACAGUCUCCAACAACAGAACAACCUUCAACAACUGCACAGCACUUCACGGAACAAUUUUCAACAACUGAAAAAUCCUACACCAUUGAACAACAUUCAACAACUCAGCAAUAUUUCACUGAACAACAUUCAACAACUGAGCAAUAUUUCACUGAACAACCUUCAACCUCAGAACAGUACUCCACUGAACAGUCAACAACUGAAGAACACUACACGGUACAGUCUCCAACAACAGAACAACCUUCAACAACUGCACAGUACUUCACGGAACAAUUUUCAACAACUGAAAAAUCCUAUACCAUUGAACAACAUUCAACAACUGAGCAAUAUUUCACUGAACAACCUCCAACCUCAGAACAGUACUCCACUGAACAGUCAACAACUGAAGAACACUACACGGUACAGUCUCCAACAACAGAACAACCUUCAACAACUGCACAGUACACCGCGAAGCAAACUUCAACAACUGAGCAAUACUUUACAACAGUAACUCCAGUGACAGAACAGCAUACCACGGAACGUUCUUCAACAACCGAACGAUACACCACUGAACAACCUCUAACAACUGCACAAGAUACCACUGUACACUCUCUAACACCUGAAGACUACAUCACUGAACAUUCUUCAACAACAGAACAAUAUACCACGACACAAUCUUCAGCGACAGAACAAUACACCACGGCGCAAUCUUCAACAACAGAACAACACACUACGACGCAAUUUUCAACAACUGUAACGUCUCCUCCCGACUUACAACCCACUUUCGAGACACCAACGAAUACCACAAUUGGUACAGAGAGCCCACCAUGUUCAGAUAAGUCUAAAUGUGACGUAGGGAAUCAUCGGCCCGUGUGCUUGAACCUAACAGUCGACCAGAGUACACCUAAUUGUAGCAUACUCCCAGAUACCAAAUGCACCACUCACGACGACUGUCUUUCCCAAUUGGCCUGUAUAAACCAGCAGUGCUUGAACCCGUGCACCAUCGAGAAUCCAUGCGACUUCGUCGAAGUCUGCCACGUUCAGGAUCACAGACCAGUUUGCGUGAAAGACGUAUCCAACGACACUUGCCCCUACUGUCCAGCUGGAAUGCAAUGCGAUUCAACGACGAACACAUGCGUGAAAGCGGGUUGCACUAGCGACAAAGAUUGUCCGCUGACCACUGCGUGCAUCGCGGGAACAUGCCAGGAACCGUGCCUGGUGCGGAAUCCGUGCGUCAGGAACGCGGUCUGCAUGAACACCAAUCAUCGAGCGGAGUGUAGCUGCGACGACGGCUACCACGGGAACGGCUUUCUCUACUGCGCUCUGGAGGACGAAGGCAAGAACAUUUGCCACUACAACGAGGAUUGUCCACCGAGCAAAUACUGCGAUCGUCUCAACAGACGAUGCAUCGACCCUUGUCUGGAGACCGACUGCGGCGACAACGCGAGCUGUCUGCCCGCGAACCACCAAGCCCAGUGCAAGUGUCUGCCAGGGUACGAAGGCAAUCCUCUCAUCGGAUGUACCAAAUUGUCCUCCGACCCUUGCGUUCCAAAUCCCUGCGGCUUGGACGCAAUGUGCGAGAACGACAAUGGCAAUCCGAUCUGCUUCUGUCCCAAAGGUCUGACAGGGAACCCGUUCGAGCAGUGCAUUCCAGACGGCGACAUGUGCCAAGGCAACCCCUGCGGAGCCAACUCUGGUUGCCGCGUGGUAUCAGGGAACGUGAGAUGUUUCUGUCUGCCAGGAUACGAGGGAAGCCCUCCUCAAACUCCGUGCACGCUUCCAAACAACCCUUGCGAGCCGUCUCCCUGCGGACCCAACACCCAAUGCACGGUCUUGGCCAAUGGCCUGUCGAAAUGUACUUGCUUGCCUGGAUACAUCGAGACACCCAACACGAUCAGAGGAUGCGCGCCCAAGACGGACCAAUGCGAUCCCAACCCUUGCGGACUCGGUGCUAAAUGUGACGCGAACAGAGUGCCAGCUUGCUACUGUCCUGAGCAGACGCUUGGAAAUCCUUAUCAGAGCUGUGCAGCACCACCAACCAACGUGCACGAUCCUUGCUUACUGAUCCCCUGCGGAAAGAACGCCAUCUGCAUCGUCGAAAACGGGGUUGCAAAGUGCAAGUGCGUUCCACCGUACAUUGGCAAUCCGUACAUAGACGGCUGCGAAGCUGAGUGCUUCGUGAAUCAGGACUGCGACAGUCGACUGGCGUGCUUCAAUCAGCACUGCAGGGACCCUUGCCCUGGCGUUUGCGGUACCAAUGCAAAAUGCGAGGUGGACGAUCACGUUCCCGUCUGUUCUUGUUUGACUGGAUACACCGGGGAUCCAUUCAUCUCCUGUAAAGUUGAAAAGUCUCCUCUUCCUGGACAGAAUCCUUGCAUGCCAUCGCCAUGCGGACCUCACAGCAUCUGCCGCGUGAUGAACGACCGUGCAGUCUGUUCGUGUAGUCCCGGGUACCACGGUACACCACCUUCCUGUCGUCCAGAGUGUCUGGUCAGCUCGGAGUGCCCUGUCCAUCUGGCCUGCAUCGGCCAAAAGUGCGGCGAUCCUUGUUCCGGCGUGUGCGGUCAGAACGCUCUGUGUCAGGUGAUCAGUCACAACCCCGUGUGCAGUUGUCCUCCCGAGUACACAGGCGAUCCACUCACGCACUGCUUCAAGGAAGUCCUACCGCCGCCAGGACCCAAGAAUCCUUGCGUGCCCGCGCCCUGUGGACCGAACGCUGAUUGUCGCGUGCAGGAGGAUCACCCUGUUUGCACGUGCAUCAGUGGAAUGUUCGGUGCGCCACCGAAUUGCAGACCGGAGUGCUUGAUUCACCAAGAUUGCCCCAACUAUCUCGCUUGCGUCCAGAAGAAGUGCGUGGAUCCUUGCGCCGGGUCCUGUGGAUUCAACACCAACUGUACCGUACAGAACCAUCGGCCCAUGUGCCAAUGUUACCAGGACUACGAAGGGGAUCCUUUCUCUGGAUGUAACAAAGUUACCUUCCCAGUGCCAUUGCCUUGCGAUCCAUCCCCAUGCGGUGCGAACGCGGUCUGCAAGGAACGCAACGGAGCUGGCUCCUGCAGCUGUUUACCCGAUUAUACCGGGGAUCCUUACGCGGGAUGCAGACCUGAAUGCGUUCAGAACUCGGACUGUGUUCACACGAAGGCUUGCAUAAACAACAAGUGCAAAGACCCGUGCGUGGGCGCGUGCGGCAUAAACGCUCAGUGCCAAGUGAUCAACCAUCAACCUUCGUGCAGUUGUCUGUCUGGUUACACCGGGGAUCCCCUACAGUCCUGUCACGUGCCACCUGUCACACCGGUACCAGGCGACCCAUGUCAACCUUCUCCCUGCGGUCCGUACAGCAACUGUCGCGUGAUCGACAACCAUGCAGUCUGCUCCUGUCAGCCAGACUACGUUGGCAGUCCACCACAGUGUCGUCCAGAAUGCGUGGUCAGCACUGACUGCGCCCAGAACACGGCUUGCAUCACUCAGAAGUGUAGAGAUCCGUGCGUGGGCACUUGCGGCCAGAACGCCGACUGCCAGGUCAUCAACCACAAUCCAGUCUGCAGUUGCAAGUCUGGAUACACCGGUGAUCCCUUCUUCGGAUGCGUAAAAGAACCGGAAAGUAAACAGCCUGGAGGCGACUCGAGUGGCAACCCGUGCAUCCCAUCGCCGUGCGGACCAAACUCCCAGUGUCGCGUGAUAGACGGCUUCCCUGCAUGUUCCUGUCUACCCAAUUACGUGGGCAGGGCACCGAAUUGUCGUCCAGAGUGCGUCAUCAACGAGGGUUGCCCUGGCAAUCUCGCCUGUCAGAACGAACAGUGCGUGGAUCCUUGUCCAGGUUCCUGUGGCGUCAACACCUUCUGCAACGUUGUCAAGCACAAUCCCGUUUGCAUAUGCAACCCUGGCUACACCGGCGAUCCAUUCACCGAGUGCUCGCCUAUAAUGGAAGAACCAACCACAACGGAACAACCUCGGACACCGUGCAACCCAUCACCCUGCGGUGCGAACGCGAUCUGCAACGAACGAAACGGCGCUGGAUCUUGCACGUGCUUGCCGGAAUACAUCGGUGACCCGUACACAGGUUGCAGGCCCGAAUGCGUCACGAACGCUGACUGCGAACGCGACAGAGCCUGCCUGAACAACAAAUGCGUGAAUCCUUGUCCUGGUACCUGCGGUCAGGGAGCCACCUGUCGAGUUGUCAAUCACACUCCAUCCUGCUCGUGCCUGCCUGGUUACACGGGAGAUCCGUUCAACGUUUGCACAGGAAGAGAAGCAGGACCCGAACCCUUACCUGAGAAUCCUUGCGAGCCCUCGCCGUGCGGACCCAACAGCAACUGUCGUGUCCACAACGAGCACGCGGUGUGCUUGUGUCAACCAGGAUUCGUUGGAAUACCACCCACUUGUCGUCCAGAAUGUAUCGUCAGCUCGGAGUGUCCUCAGAACAAAGCUUGCAUCGAGAACAAGUGCGCGGAUCCUUGUCCGGGCUCCUGCGGCGUGAACACCAAGUGUCUGACCGUGAACCAUAAUCCCAUUUGCACAUGUGCCGCGGGUUACACGGGCAAUCCACUCGUUCACUGUACGAGGUUCAACGUCACCCAACCACCAUCGGGCACCGAUAAUCCUUGCUCUCCCAACCCUUGCGGACCGAAUUCUCAGUGCAGGGUGAUCGGUUCUCAGCCUGCCUGCUCCUGUCUGUUGAACUUUAUCGGACGUCCUCCAAACUGCAGGCCUGAAUGCACCGAUGAUUCCGACUGCUUCCACUCGGCGGCAUGCGUGGAACAGAGGUGCAAGAAUCCUUGUCCAGGUGCUUGCGGCGAGUUGGCGAGGUGCACCGUUCAAAAUCACGUACCGAUUUGCACUUGUCCCGAGGGCUACGAAGGAGAUGCUUCCGUGCGCUGCGUAUUGGCGCCUCCUCCGACGACCGACCAAAGCGUGGCUAACCCAUGUUCACCGAAUCCUUGCGGACCAAACGCGCAGUGCCGCGAGAGGAACGGUGCUGGAGCGUGUGCCUGUCCACCAGACCUCAUCGGAGACCCGUACGAUAACGAGAGAGGAUGUCACAGAGAAUGCGAGUCGAUCAACGACUGUGCUCCACAACUGGCUUGCGUUGGGUUCAAGUGUUCCGAUCCUUGCCCGAGCACCUGCGGUGUGCUGUCCGUUUGCAAUGUCCAGCAACACGUCCCAGUGUGUGUCUGUCCUCCCGGAUAUACCGGUGACCCGUACUUUGCUUGCGAGAUUCAAGAAAUGACCAGUGUGUCCCCGUUGGACCCGUGUUCGCCAUCGCCUUGCGGCCCCAACAGCAAGUGUCGCGAAGUGAAUGGCCAGGCAGUGUGCACGUGUCUCCCAGAGUACAGAGGAAUCUCGCCAAACUGCAGACCAGAAUGCGUGGUAAACGCAGAGUGUCCUGCUCACCUCACCUGCCUGAACAAGAAGUGCGUGGAUCCAUGCCCGAACACCUGCGGAUUGAGAGCGCAGUGCACCACCAAAAACCACAAUCCAAUUUGCACGUGCUCUGUAGGCUUCACCGGUGAUCCUUUCACUCUGUGUUCACCCAUUUCUUACAAUGACACCUUCGCCACGGAACGGCCACCAUCUUGUACUCCGUCGCCUUGCGGUCCAAACUCUCUCUGCCAGAUCAUAUCGGGAAACCCAGCGUGUUCUUGUCUACCAACUUACAUUGGCGUUCCUCCGGAGUGCAGGCCAGAGUGCAUCUUGAGCUCCGAGUGCAAGAGUCAUCUAGGGUGCGUGAAUCAGAGAUGUCAGGAUCCCUGUCCAGGCUCGUGCGGCGUCAACGCUCAGUGCCAUGUCCUGAAUCACAUACCGGUUUGCACGUGCAUGGAGGGCUUCACUGGAGAUCCUUUCACGCAGUGUAUACUAGUUCCUCCGACCACGUUGCCACCAGUAAGCGACCCGUGCAGCCCAUCACCAUGCGGACCAAACGCUUUAUGCAAUAACGGCGAAUGCGAGUGUCUCCCGGAAUACAUUGGCAAUCCGUACGAAGCCUGUCGUCCAGAAUGCGUUGUGAACCUGGAGUGUCCCCGCGACAAGACCUGUCUCAGAAACAAAUGCAAGGAUCCUUGUCCUGGGACGUGUGGUCAAAACGCAGUCUGCGACGUCGUGAAUCACAUACCCAGCUGUUCCUGUCCACCUGGAUACGUUGGGGAUCCGUUCGUUAGCUGUCGCACUCAGCCUCUAAUUCCACAUCCAUCUAAAGAUCCGUGCUCGCCUGUGUCACCCUGCGGACCGAACAGCCAGUGUCGCAACAUAGAAGACCACGCCGUGUGCUCUUGUCUUCAAGGAUACCUCGGUUCUCCACCGUCGUGUAGACCAGAGUGCGUCGUGAGCUCGGAGUGUCCACCAACGCGCGCCUGCGUGAACAAGAAGUGUACAGAUCCUUGCCUCGGCUCCUGCGGCUUGAACGCGAGGUGCGAAGUGAUCAAUCAUUCGCCGAUCUGUAGCUGUCUACCUGGCCAGACCGGGGAUCCGUUCAAGAGCUGCUACGACUUUCCAGAUGUGCCGGACGGCAAGGACUCGGGAGAUCCUUGCAAACCGUCAACCUGCGGACCAAACGCCCAGUGCCAGAACGCAAACGGUUAUCCAUCCUGUUCUUGCCUACCUGGAUACAUAGGCGUUCCGCCGUCCUGUCGCCCAGAGUGCCUGAUCAAUCCUGACUGCCCAUCCGACAAAGCCUGCAUCAACUCGAAGUGCACGGAUCCAUGUCCGGGAUCCUGCGCGGAGAACGGCAAUUGCAUGGUCGUUAAUCACGCUGUCGUGUGCUCCUGCACGCCUGGUUACACUGGAAAUCCGUUCGUUCAGUGCAUCGAACUAGAAGAGGAAUCCAUAAAUCCGUGCGAGCCCUCGCCUUGCGGGCCAAACGCCGUCUGCCAACAACGCGACAACGUGGGCGCGUGCAUCUGCAUCGACGACUACCACGGCAACCCUUACGAGGGAUGCCAGCCAGAGUGCAUCCUCAGCUCCGAUUGUCCAACGAAUAAGGCUUGCGUUCGCAACAAGUGCGAGGACCCCUGCCCUGGAAUAUGCGGCAUUCAGGCUCAGUGCUCCGUCAUCAAUCACAUUCCAACCUGCACCUGUCAACCUGGCUACGUGGGAGACCCCUUCACGAUCUGCACGCAGCCUCUGAUCACGUCCACGGAGACUACUAGAACGGACCCGUGCAGCCCAUCGCCCUGCGGACCGAACAGUUUGUGCCGAGCCGUGAACGAUCAGGCCGUCUGCACGUGCCAAGAGUCCUACAUCGGUUCACCGCCAAACUGCAGGCCAGAGUGCGUGGUGAACUCCGAAUGUCCUCAGAACAGAGCGUGUUACAAGUACAAGUGCUCCGAUCCCUGCCCAGGAACGUGCGGAGUAGGGGCCAAUUGUCGCGUGAUCAACCACAAUCCACUUUGCAGCUGCGCGCCAGGAACCACUGGAGAUCCGUUCUCCAGAUGUUAUCCUCAAAUGGUCACGCCAUUGCCACCGAUCGGCGAUCCUUGCAGACCAAGUCCAUGCGGUCUGUACGCAGAGUGCAGAGCGAUUGGCGAUCAAGCCGCUUGCUCCUGUUUGAAGAACUACAUAGGUCUGCCACCCAACUGUCGACCCGAGUGCGUCGUCAAUACCGACUGUCCAUCGAACCAGGCGUGCAUCUCUGAAAAAUGUCGAGAUCCUUGCAUCGGAUCGUGCGGUCAGAACGCUGAUUGCCGUGUGCAGAACCAUAUUCCUGUUUGCCUCUGUCAAACAGGGUACACCGGUGAUCCUUUCUCCCUGUGCACGGAGAUACAAGAACAACCCAAAGUACCCGAAGACCUGUGCAAUCCGUCUCCAUGCGGACCCAACGCGGAGUGCGACGAGGGCAACUGCAAGUGUCUUCCGAACUACUUCGGCGAUCCUUUCUCGUACUGUCGUCCAGAGUGCACCAUGAACUCGGACUGCUCUAGAGUGAAGACAUGCGUGAAUCAUUACUGCAUGGAUCCGUGCGUUGGCACCUGCGGUACCAGCGCGCAGUGCGACGUGGUCAAUCACAUCCCGAUGUGCAGCUGCCCUCCUGGCACCACGGGGGAUCCGUUUGUUCUUUGUCGACCGCACGUUAUCAAUGAGCCCAGGCAACAACCAUGCACACCAUCUCCCUGCGGCGCGAACAGUGUCUGCAAAGUGGUGAACGAUCACGCAGUCUGCUCGUGCCAACCUGGCCUGAUAGGCAGUCCACCCGCCUGCAGGCCAGAGUGCGUGGUCACCGCCGAUUGUCCUCUGACUCAAGCUUGUCUCGGAAACAAGUGUCAGGACCCGUGUCCAGGCACUUGCGGUCAGAACUCCAAGUGCCAAGUGGUCAACCACAACCCUAUAUGCAUCUGUUACGAGGGACACACUGGCGAUCCGUUCACCAGGUGUUACCCUAGGCCAAAAGAGCCACCGAGGCCAACGAACCCCUGCCAACCAUCCCCCUGUGGACCAAACGCGGAGUGCCAAGUGAGAGGCGAUAGUCCAGCUUGUUCGUGUGUGCAAAAUUACAUCGGUGUACCGCCUAACUGUAGACCCGAGUGCACGAUAAAUCCCGAGUGUCCGCCGCAUUUAGCGUGCAUGCAGCAAAAGUGUCGCGAUCCGUGUGUCGGUUUGUGCGGUUCGAACGCUGAGUGUUCGGUAGUGAAUCACCACGCGGUGUGCGCUUGCGCGGAAGGUUACACCGGAAAUCCGUUCAGCGUAUGCGAGCCGGUCGCCAAGGAUGUACCCCUAGACCUUAGGAAACCAUGCGAGCCUUCCCCGUGCGGCGCCAAUGCAAUCUGUCGCGAAAACAACGGCGUCGGUUCCUGUUCCUGUCCUCCAGACUACAUAGGCGACCCGUACCAAGGAUGCCGACCCGAAUGCACCCAAAAUUCCGAUUGCGCCAAGACGAUGGCCUGCACGGGCCUCAAGUGCAGGGACCCGUGCCCAGGAACCUGCGGAUUGCAAGCCCGAUGCGAAACGAUCAAUCACGUUCCAGUUUGCACGUGUAACCGUGGCUACUCGGGCAACCCCUUUACCUAUUGUUCCCCGAUCGUGCUCGAGCCUACCCUAUCAGAGUCAGACCCGUGUAGUCCCUCUCCUUGUGGACCCAACAGUAAGUGUCGAAACGUAAACGACCACGCAGUCUGCUCCUGUCUCGCAAAUUUCGUCGGAACCCCACCGUACUGUCGACCCGAGUGCGUGAUGAACAACGAGUGCCCGUUGGACCUCGCGUGCAUCAAUCAAAGAUGCACGUCUCCCUGCACGAACUCCUGCGGUAUCAACACGCAGUGUAGAGCGAUCAACCACAGCCCAAUUUGCACCUGCAACCUCGGAUACACCGGGGACCCGUUUACGAAAUGCUUCCCCGCACCACAACCAACCCCGAACGACUGCUCCCUAGCCCCGAUCGACCCCUGCGUACCGUCGCCCUGUGGCAUGUACGCGGAGUGCCGGAAUAUCGGUGGCACGCCUUCGUGUUCCUGCUUGCCCGCGUACCUUGGAUCCCCGCCGAAUUGCCGACCAGAAUGUCGCGUCAACUCCGACUGUCCCAUGAGUCUCGCGUGCAGCAACGAGAAGUGCAGGGACCCUUGCUUGGGAUCCUGCGGUGUCACGUCCUUGUGCUCCGUUUACAACCACGUUCCCGUGUGCACGUGCCCCGAGGGAUACACGGGGGAUCCCUUCGGCAACUGCUACCCAGCCCCGAUGAAGCCAACCGAACCAGCUGUCGUUGAUCCUUGCGCGUCAUCGCCGUGUGGCUCGAACGCCCGCUGCGAUAACGGUUUGUGCACGUGCCUGCCGGAGUAUCAGGGCGAUCCUUACGUGGGCUGUCGUCCCGAGUGCGUGUUGAACACCGAUUGUCCGCUGAAUCGUGCCUGCGUCAGGAACAAGUGCGUGGAUCCUUGUCCAGGCACGUGCGGCCAGAACGCGUUGUGUUCGGUGUACAACCACGUGCCUAUGUGCAGCUGCCCUAACGGAAUGGAGGGGAACGCUUUCGUUCUGUGCUCCGUUCUUCGAGAUCCUGUGUCGAGGAAUCCUUGCUCGCCCUCGCCCUGCGGACCGAACAGCGUGUGUCGAGAGGUCAACGAGCAGCCCGUCUGCUCCUGCGUGGCAGGAUUCCUAGGUGUACCACCUGCCUGCAGACCGGAGUGCACGGUCAGUUCCGACUGUCCCCUAACGGAAGCCUGUAGCAAUCAGAAGUGCAUAAACCCCUGUCCUGGAACCUGUGGCUUCAGAGCUGUCUGCAACGUCGUAAAUCACAAUCCAGUGUGCAGCUGCUCGCCAGGACACAUCGGCGAUCCUUUCGUUCAAUGCGUGCCUGAACCGAUUGGCCGGCCUGUAGGGAACCCAUGCGAACCUUCCCCAUGCGGACCCAAUGCUCAGUGUAGAGUUUCCAACGACGCACCCUCGUGCUCGUGUUUGCCGGAAUUUCUAGGCGCCCCUCCAAAUUGCAAGCCGGAAUGUAUCAGCAACAGCGAGUGUCCAGGUCACUUGGCCUGCCUGAACCAGAAAUGCGGAGAUCCUUGUCCGGGCUCCUGUGGAGCCAACUCUGACUGUCGCGUUGUUAGCCACACACCCAUGUGCGUCUGUCCUGGGGACUUCACUGGCGAUCCUUUCACUCAGUGUGUCCCUAAACCACCUGUGCCAAUCAACCUUUCCCCCUGCGAACCAUCGCCUUGCGGCUUCAACGCGAUAUGCAGGGAGUUGAACGGCGUUGGUUCCUGUUCUUGUCUGCCGGAUUACAUCGGAAACCCUUACGAGGGUUGUCGACCAGAAUGCGUGAUCGACACGGACUGUCCCUCCACAUUGAGCUGCAUCCGCUCCAAGUGCCAGGACCCAUGUCCUGGCACCUGUGGCACCAACACCGAGUGCCAGGUCAUCGAUCACCGACCCGCGUGCGCCUGCAUCACAGGAUACAGCGGGAAUCCUUUCCAAUACUGUACCUUGAUUCGCGAAAUAGGAAACCAAACACAGUACAUGGACCCGUGCAACCCGUCCCCCUGCGGACCGAACAGUCAAUGUCGCGUAGUCAACGAACAAGGUGUGUGUUCCUGUCUACCAGAGUACAGAGGCUCUCCUCCGAUGUGUCGUCCAGAGUGCGUCCUAAACUCGGAUUGCCCUGCGAAUCGAGCUUGCGUCAACCAGAAAUGCGUGGAUCCAUGUCCCAGUUCGUGUGGCGCGUUCGCCACUUGCGUGGUCAAGAACCACAGUCCGAUUUGUGCCUGCAGAGAUUCGUACACCGGAGACCCGUUCACUAGAUGCUUCCCCGUUCCAACAUUCGUACCCCUCGCAGCGGUCGAACCAUCGCAACCCUGUCUCCCCUCCCCUUGCGGUCCAUACUCGGAAUGUCGCGUGGCGAACAACGGUCCAUCCUGCCAGUGCUUGGCCGACUAUACCGGAAGUCCUCCCAACUGUAGACCGGAGUGCACCGUCAACUCCGACUGUCCCAGCAACAGAGCCUGCAUCAGGCAGAAGUGUCUGGAUCCCUGUUCAGGAUCCUGCGGAGUAGGGACACGGUGCAGCGUGUUCAAUCACGUGCCCAUGUGCACGUGCAUCGAGGAGUACACCGGAGAUCCCUUCAACAAUUGCUACCCGACGCCACCGCAGCUACCGCCCCCUGAAACCGAUCCCUGCAACCCAUCGCCGUGCGGACCGAACGCCCAAUGCAACGCGGGUGUAUGCACUUGCUUACCCGAUUACCAGGGCGAUCCCUACACCAGCUGUCGACCCGAAUGCGUUCUGAACAGCGACUGCGCUCAAGACAGAGCUUGCGCGAGGAACAAGUGCGUGGAUCCUUGUCUGGGCACUUGCGGCAGAGACGCGGUCUGCAAUGUCCUGAAUCACGUACCCAUGUGCAGUUGUCCGGCUGGAAUGUCUGGCAACGCGUUCAUAUCCUGCGACCGAGUGGAAGAACCAGUUCAGACGAAUCCGUGCAAUCCAUCGCCCUGUGGACCCAACAGUCAGUGUCGAGCUAUAAAUGGCCAGGGCGUGUGCUCGUGCGUGCCAGGAUACCUUGGCAUUCCGCCUACCUGUAGGCCAGAGUGCGUGGUCAGUUCAGACUGUCCAAGAAGCCUGGCCUGUAACAACCAAAAGUGCAUCGAUCCUUGCUCUGGCACUUGCGGCCUGAAGGCGUUGUGUCAGGUUGUCAAUCACAACCCCGUGUGCAGCUGCCCGUCAGGUUUCACGGGCGAUCCGUUCACCAGAUGCCAAUUCCUUCCUGCGAACAUACCAGAAGAGGAUACCUGCGCGUCCUGUCGAUGCGGCCCCAAUUCCGUUUACCAAACCGUCAACGACCAACCGUCUUGCGCCUGUCUCCCCGAUUUUAUCGGCUCUCCGCCAAACUGUAGGCCGGAGUGCGCGAGCAACAGCGAAUGUUCCAGCCACUUGGCGUGCAUCAACCGAAAAUGUCGAGACCCCUGUCCUGGCUCGUGUGGUUUGAACGCGGAAUGCCGUGUGGUCAGUCACACACCGAUGUGCGGCUGCCUGAGCGGUUACACAGGCGACCCCUUCACCCAGUGCACGUUGAAACGACCCGAACUCGAACCCACGCCGGUGUCGCCCUGCGUGCCAUCGCCGUGCGGCCCUAACGCGAUAUGUAAAGAACAAAACGGAGCAGGUUCCUGUUCCUGCGCCCUGGAUUACAUAGGAAACCCGUACGAAGGAUGUCGCCCGGAGUGCACCGUGAACUCCGACUGUCCCUCGAACCUGGCCUGCAUAAGAUCCAAGUGCCAGAACCCCUGUCCCGGCACGUGCGGCCAGAACGCCGAUUGCACGGUGAUAAAUCACUUGCCGAGUUGCACUUGCGUAGCUGGAUACACGGGAGACCCGUUCGUUAAUUGCCACGUCCAGCCGCAGAUCCCCAACGAAGCAAAAAAUCCGUGUAACCCCUCGCCAUGCGGACCCAACAGCUUGUGCCACGUGACGAAUGGCCAGGCUGUCUGCGCGUGUUUCCGCGAUUAUGUAGGCAGCCCCCCAGGAUGUCGUCCAGAGUGCGUGGUCAGCUCGGAAUGUCCCUCGAGCCAAGCUUGCGUCGAUCAAAAGUGCGUCGACCCCUGCCCUGGCCGUUGCGGUACCAACACGGACUGCAGAGUCGUGAAUCACAGCCCUAUCUGUGUUUGCAAGCUGGACUUCACCGGGGAUCCCUUCACCAGAUGCUUCCCGACGCCAAAACCAUUGCCAGCACCCGUCGCUAACCCCUGUGUACCAUCCCCCUGCGGCCCGUACUCGGAAUGUCGCGACAUAGGAGGCUCCCCCUCCUGUUCCUGUUUACCAAAUUACACAGGAGGUCCGCCGAAUUGUAGACCAGAGUGCACGAUAAACCCUGACUGCCCCAGCAACAGAGCUUGCGUGAGGGAAAAAUGCAGAGACCCUUGUCCGGGCUCGUGCGGCAUUGGAGCGAUUUGCAACGUGAUCCAACACGUACCCACGUGCGUUUGCCCCCAAGAUUUUACAGGAGACCCGUUCGCUAGUUGCCAGCCCGUACAGGCGCCAUUGUUAGAUGUCCCGUCGGAUCCUUGCAACCCCUCGCCUUGUGGCACGAACGCACUGUGCGAUAACGGUUUAUGCAGUUGUCCUCCCGGUUACAUGGGAAGCCCCUACGAACUAUGUCAACCCGAGUGCGUGACCAACGACCAUUGUUCCUUCAACAGAGCUUGCGUUCGCAACAAAUGCGUGGACCCUUGCAUAGGAACCUGCGGCCAGAACGCGGUGUGCAACGUUUACGAUCACGUUCCCAUGUGUAGUUGCCCACCUGGGAUGUCUGGGAAUGCAUUUGUACUCUGCUCUGUACUACGAGGUGGAUAUCCUUCGAGGUUCAGUCAAGAGUGACGCCGGUUUCUCCUUAUUUAAUCAUUUAACACACCAUUCGUAGAACCGCUGCCGCAGGACCCCUGCAGACCUUCCCCCUGUGGCCCUAACAGUCAGUGCCGAAUCGUUAACGGUCAGGCUGUCUGCAGUUGCGUUCAAGGAUAUCUAGGAACUCCGCCGUCUUGCAGACCCGAGUGUUUGGUCAGCUCCGACUGUCCACGAAAUUUGGCCUGUAGCAAUCAGAGGUGUAUAGACCCCUGUCUAGGCACCUGCGGUCUCAGGACUCAGUGUCAAGUUGUCGCUCACAAUCCCAUUUGCAGCUGUCUACCGAGACACUCUGGCGAUCCCUUCACCAGAUGCGACCCGAUCAUUGACACCCCGAUCGAGCCGGUAAACCCGUGCCAGCCGUCUCCCUGCGGACCGAACGCUCAAUGUCGCGUGGUGAACGACUCACCAUCUUGCACGUGCCUGCCCGAUUUCGUUGGAGCGCCGCCCAGUUGCAGGCCAGAAUGCGUCAGCAACAGCGAGUGCCCGUGGAAUCUAGCUUGCAUGAAUCAAAAGUGCAGAGACCCUUGCCCUGGCGCUUGCGGUUCGAACACGGAAUGUCGAGUCGUGAGCCACACGCCUAUGUGCGUUUGCAUGAGCGGAUAUACGGGAGAUCCCUUCACCCAAUGCGUCGUUCAACAACCAACAAUCGUCGACGUCGCGUCGCCCUGUACACCGUCACCCUGCGGGGCAAAUGCUAUCUGCAAAGAGCAGAACGGUGCUGGCUCCUGCACCUGCUUGCAAGACUACAUCGGAAACCCCUACGACGGAUGUCGGCCCGAAUGCGUAGUGAACUCUGACUGCGUAUCCAACAUGGCCUGCGUUCGGUCCAAGUGCCAGGAUCCUUGUCCAGGCACCUGCGGCCAGAACGCUGUCUGCCAAGUGAUCAAUCACUCUCCUGCGUGUUCCUGCGUGUCUGGAUAUACCGGCGAUCCGUUCAGAUACUGUAACCUCGCGUUACCAUCGGAUCCAGUCCCGAGGGACCCAUGCAAUCCAUCUCAGUGCGGACCGAACAGUCAAUGUAACGUAGUCAACGGUCAGCCAAUUUGCGCGUGUUUACCAGAGUACAUCGGAACUCCGCCAACGUGUCGUCCUGAAUGCGUGAUGAGCUCGGAGUGUCCCACUAACAGGGCUUGCGUCAACAAUAAAUGCAUCAAUCCGUGUCCUCAACCAUGCGGUUCGAACACCAACUGCAGAGUUCUGAAUCACAGUCCAGUAUGCAGUUGCAAACAGGGCUACACAGGGGAUCCGUUCAGUAGAUGUUUCCCUAUGCCAAAACCUCUUCCUGGCCCGGUCGCUCAGAAUCCUUGCGUGCCUUCGCCGUGCGGCCCUUACGCAGAGUGUCGCGACAUUGGCGGCGCGCCAUCCUGCUCUUGUCUAGCCCCUUACAUCGGUAGUCCACCUAACUGUAGACCCGAGUGCACGGUCAAUUCCGACUGCCCCAGUAGUCAAGCCUGUAUAAACGAAAGAUGCAGAGAUCCCUGUCCAGGCUCCUGCGGAGUCUCAGCCACCUGCAACGUCGUCAACCAUACGCCAUCUUGCGUUUGUCCUGCCGAUUUCACCGGGGAUCCGUUUACAAGCUGCUACCCGAAACCACUCGAAGAACCAGCGUUACCCGCGGACCCCUGCAAUCCCUCGCCUUGCGGUCCAAAUGCCCUGUGCGCAGACGGCAGCUGUUCUUGCUUGCCAGAGUAUCAAGGAAAUCCUUACGCCGGUUGUCGACCGGAAUGCGUCCUCAAUAGCGACUGUCCUACCUCUCGAGCCUGCAUCCGUAACAAGUGCGCGGACCCGUGUCCAGGAACUUGCGGUCAGAACGCGCAGUGCAACGUCUACAACCACGUACCCAUGUGCAGUUGUCUGCCUGGAACGACAGGGAACGCGUUCGUUUCGUGUCGUCCAAGCAGAGGACCGGAAGACCCGUGCAACCCGUCUCCCUGCGGACCCAACAGUCUCUGUCGCGUAGUUAACGAGCAAGCGGUAUGCACUUGCGUGGCUAGUUUCAUAGGAACCCCACCAUCUUGCAGACCCGAGUGUAGCGUUAGCUCCGACUGUCCGAGAAAUCAAGCUUGCAGUAAUCAGAGAUGCAUAAAUCCCUGCGCUGGGACCUGCGGCGUUAGCGCCCAGUGCCAAGUGAUCAAUCAUAAUCCCAUAUGCAGCUGUCCACCAGGCUUUACUGGCGAUCCUUUCGUCAGAUGCGAGCCCAAACUGGAAGAACCGUUAGCUCCCGUCAAUCCUUGCUAUCCAUCGCCCUGUGGACCUAACGCGGUCUGUCAAGUGGCGAACGAUUCACCCUCGUGCUCCUGUUUACCCGAGUUCAUCGGUGCACCGCCGAAUUGUAGACCCGAGUGCAUCAGCAACAGCGAGUGCGCGACUCAGUUAGCCUGUAUAAACAACAAAUGCAGAGAUCCAUGCCCUGGUUCGUGCGGCGGCAACGCUGAUUGUCGCGUCGUAAGCCACACCGCCAUGUGCGUGUGUUCCAUCGGCUUCACUGGCGAUCCCUUCACGCAGUGCCUCGACAGGCAACCCGACAUACGACCAACCCUCGCCACUCCAUGCACACCGUCACCCUGUGGUUCGAACGCCAUUUGCAAAGAACAGAACGGAGUAGGUUCCUGUACGUGUUUGCCCGACUACAUUGGCAACCCUUACGAGGGCUGUCGUCCAGAAUGUAUAAUAAAUUCCGAUUGCGUACCCACGCGUGCCUGCAUCCGGUCCAAGUGUCAGGACCCUUGCCCGGGAUCUUGCGGCGCGAACGCCGGAUGCCAAGUUGUCAAUCACUUGCCAACCUGUACUUGUUUCCCUGGUUACACCGGUCAGCCCUAUCAAUUCUGCCAGCUGAUCGUACCGACUCUGGAUGAGAGAAGAGAUCCGUGUUCCCCAUCGCCGUGUGGACCGAACAGUAACUGUCGGGUUGUCAACGACCAGGCAGUCUGUUCCUGUCUCCCGGAAUACACUGGCUCCCCUCCAGGAUGUCGACCAGAAUGCGUAGUCAGUUCCGAGUGUCCGUCUAACCUAGCGUGCAUAAAUCAGAAGUGCAGGAAUCCUUGUCCUGGUCCUUGCGGCCUCAACGCUGAGUGCAACGUCAUACAUCAUAGUCCUAUAUGUGCCUGCAGACAAAGCUACACCGGUGAUCCGUUUAGUCGGUGCUUCCCAAUGCCAGAACUCCCUCCAGCGCCGAUACCUUCAGACCCCUGUUUCCCUUCACCCUGCGGUCGGAACGCGGAAUGCCGCAACAUCAACGGCAUACCUUCCUGCACUUGUCUGCCAAAUUACGUGGGCAGUCCUCCGAGCUGUCGACCAGAGUGCACCGUGAACUCCGACUGCCCUCCCAAUCAAGCUUGCACGAGAGAGAAGUGCAGGGACCCUUGUCCCGGCUCCUGUGGCGUGUUCGCCCAGUGCAGCGUGCUGAAUCACGUGCCAAUCUGUAGCUGCAUCGAAGACUACACCGGCGAUCCCUUCAGCAACUGUUAUCCGAAACCACCUUCACAACCACCAGUCUCCGACGAUCCUUGCGAUCCGUCGCCCUGUGGAUCGAACGCGGAAUGCAACAAUGGCAUCUGUACCUGUCUGCCAGAGUACAGGGGCGAUCCGUACGCAGGAUGUCGUCCAGAGUGCGUUCUUAAUUCGGAUUGUCCCUUAAACCAGGCAUGCCUCCGAAAUAAAUGUAUCGAUCCUUGCAUCGGUACCUGUGGCCAGAACGCGAUUUGCGACGUGUUCAAUCACAUUCCGAUGUGCAGCUGCGGUCAAAGGAUGACUGGAAACGCUUUCGUACUGUGUUCCCCGAUCGCAGAAGUAACACCGGAAACGCCAUGCAACCCAUCUCCUUGCGGUCAAAACAGUAUCUGUCGUGCUGUGAAUGGACAGGCAGUUUGCACUUGUGUCCAGGGAUACGUAGGAAGUCCUCCGUCUUGUAGACCGGAGUGCGUAGUCAGUUCCGACUGUCCCAGAAACGAAGCCUGUAGUAACCUGAAGUGCUCGAACCCGUGCAUAGGAACUUGCGGCAUUCGCGCGCAGUGUCAAGUCAUAAACCACAAUCCCAUAUGCAGCUGUCUGCCAGGAUUGUCCGGUGAUCCGUUCGUCAAAUGCGAUCCUAUCGCGGACGUCGAGCCACAAGUCGCGAACCCGUGCAGACCAUCGCCGUGUGGUCCCAACGCUCAGUGUCAAGUAGCGAACGACUCCCCAUCCUGCACAUGCAUGCCUGGAUUUAUAAGCUCUCCGCCAAACUGUCGACCCGAGUGCGCGAGCAACAGCGAAUGCGCGAGCCACCUCGCUUGCAUCAAUCAGAAGUGCGGAGACCCGUGUCCUGGCUCUUGCGGAGCUAAUGCCGAGUGUCGCGUGGUCAGCCACACACCCAUGUGCGUUUGCUCCACUGGAUUCACGGGCGAUCCGUUCACGCAAUGCGUGGUGUUCGAUGAGCGUCUACCUUCCCCGUGCACGCCAUCCCCUUGCGGUUCUAACACCGUUUGCAGAGAGCAGGACGGUGUAGGCUCCUGUUCGUGUUUACCCGAAUACAUAGGCAAUCCGUACGAAGGAUGUCGACCGGAGUGCACCGUCAGCUCCGACUGCCCGUCGAAUCUCGCUUGCACGAGAAACAAGUGUCAGGACCCGUGUCCAGGCACCUGUGGACAGAACACUGUUUGCCAAGUUAUCAAUCACUCGCCCACGUGCUCGUGCAACCCUGGUUUUACCGGAGACCCCUUCAGAUACUGCCAAAUCACGCGAGAGCCUGACAUAGUCAGAGAUCCAACAGACCCCUGCGUCCCGUCGCCCUGCGGACCAAACAGUCAGUGCCGCGUGAUUUCCGGCAACGCGGUGUGCUCUUGUCUUCCCGAAUACACCGGAAGUCCUCCCUCCUGCCGGCCCGAGUGCGUCGUCAGCACGGAUUGUCCCUCGAACCGAGCCUGCGUGAACCAGAAGUGCUCGGACCCCUGUCUACGAGCGUGUGGACAGAACACCAAUUGUCUAGUCGUCAACCACAGUCCUAUUUGUACCUGCAAAGACGGAAACACUGGCAACCCGUUCACAAGGUGUUUCCAUUUUCAACCACAACCAACGUUACCAGAUCUACCUCAAGACCCCUGCUUACCCUCCCCCUGUGGUCCAUACUCCGAAUGUCGAGACAUCGGUGGCGCUCCGUCUUGUUCCUGCUUAGCUAAUUAUUUCGGCAGCCCACCAAACUGUAGACCAGAAUGUACCGUGAACACGGACUGUCCCAGCGAUAGGUCCUGCAUAAGACAGCGAUGCACGGAUCCUUGUCCUGGAUCCUGCGGCGUGGCGGCAAUGUGCUCGGUCUUCAAUCACGUGCCGAUCUGCACCUGCGCGGAAGGAUUCACGGGUGAUCCUUUCAGCAGCUGCUCUCCUGCGCCACCUGCUGUACCGGUACCGCAAGACCCCUGCAACCCAUCGCCUUGCGGUCCGAACGCCCAGUGCAACGAUGGCGCUUGCACGUGUUUGCCGGAGUAUCAGGGCGACCCUUACGUAGGUUGCCGACCAGAAUGCGUCCUGAACACCGACUGUCCCCUAAACAGAGCUUGUCUCCGCAACAAGUGCGUGGAUCCUUGCGCUGGCACCUGCGGUCAGAACGCAGUGUGCAACGUGUACAAUCACUUGCCAAUGUGCGGCUGUCCCGUCGGUAUGACGGGCAACGCGUUCGUAUACUGCACACCGUUCAGAGACCCAGUCGUGACCAAUCCUUGCAACCCAACGCCUUGCGGAUCGAACAGCCAGUGCAGAGAAGUCAACGGACAAGCCGUGUGCACUUGUAUCCCUGGUUUCGUUGGAAUCCCGCCUACCUGCAGACCAGAGUGCGUGGUGAGCACGGACUGCGGACCAACGGAGGCUUGCAUCAAUCAGAAAUGCAGCAAUCCGUGCGCGGGUUCCUGCGGAAUCAGAGCCACCUGUCAAGUAGUCAACCACAACCCGCUCUGCAGCUGCCCUGCGAGCUUGACCGGCGAUCCUUUCGUCAGAUGCGUCGAGAAACCGUUGGAGUCACCGCAACAGGAGAACCCAUGCGUACCAUCGCCAUGCGGCCCGAACGCUCAGUGUCAAACCAUCAACGAUUCCCCGUCCUGUUCCUGUCUUCCAGAGUUCACCGGCUCUCCUCCUAACUGCAGACCGGAAUGCAUCAGCAAUAACGAGUGCCCGAGUAACAUGGCUUGCAUCAAUCAGAAAUGCAGAGACCCUUGUCCUGGAUCCUGCGGCACGAACGCCGAGUGUCGCGCAGUCUCUCAUACACCGAUGUGCAGUUGCUCUCCCGGAUACACCGGGGAUCCGUUUACCCAAUGUGUCGUAGAACAACUCAUACCGAUGUACGUGCCAAAGCCUUGCGUGCCGUCUCCUUGCGGCGCAAACGCCCUCUGCAAAGAGAGGAACGGAGCAGGAUCGUGCUCCUGUCUGGAAGGAUACAUCGGGAACCCGUACGAGGGUUGCCGACCGGAGUGCGUCAUAAAUUCGGACUGCGUUCCAAGCAAGAGCUGCGUCAGCUUCAAGUGCGAAGAUCCGUGUCCCGGCACUUGUGGCCAGAACGCGAUCUGCCAAGUGAUCAAUCACCUGCCCACCUGCAGUUGCUUGCCUAGAUUCACGGGAGAUCCAUUCAGAUACUGCCGCGAGGAAGAGAUAGUUACCCGACCGAGCCUGACGGAUUCUUGCCAACCAUCGCCGUGCGGGCCCAACAGCGUCUGCAGGGAGAACAACGGCCAGGCGGUUUGUUCGUGCUCACCAGGAUAUCUCGGUUCUCCGCCAGGAUGCAGGCCGGAAUGCGUGGCGAGCGCGGAGUGCGCCUCCAACCGCGCGUGCGUUAACCAGAAGUGCGUGGAUCCUUGUCCAGAUCCUUGCGGGAGGAACGCCGUUUGCAGAGUCAUCAACCGCAAUCCGAUAUGCUCCUGUCAGCAAGAUUUCACCGGGGACGCGUUCUCCGUCUGUUUCCCUAUUCCACGUCCACCGCCGGAGUCAUUCAGACCUUCCCAGCAAGACCCGUGUUUGCCAAGCCCUUGUGGCCCGUAUUCGCAGUGUCGAAACAUCGGAGGAAAUCCUUCUUGUUCUUGCUCGGCUUCGUAUAUCGGUGUCCCACCGAAUUGCAGGCCAGAGUGCACUAUUAACGCGGAGUGCUCCAGCGCGUUGGCUUGCAUCAGGGAGAGGUGCUCGGACCCUUGUCCAGGAUCUUGCGGUAUAGGAGCUAGGUGCACCGUUCUGAAUCACGUCCCGAUGUGUGCUUGCCCCGAGGGCUACACGGGAGAUCCCUUCACCAGCUGCGUCUUGGCGCCCGUCUCACCCGAGGAACCUGUCUCAGACCCCUGCAACCCGUCACCGUGUGGUGCGAACGCGCUAUGUCGCGACGGCAGUUGCACGUGCCUUCCGGAAUAUCAAGGAGACCCCUACACCGGUUGUCGACCCGAAUGCAUCAUGAACACCGAUUGCGCCCGUGACAGGGCGUGCGCGAGGAACAAGUGCGUCGAUCCGUGCACAGGAACUUGCGGUCAGAACGCCCAGUGUCAGACCAUAAAUCACAUUCCGAUGUGCAAUUGUCCGGCGGGGAUGGCUGGAAACGCUUUCGUUUCCUGUUCUCCGGUGCAGGAUGUAGCGACGAACCCUUGCUCGCCAUCGCCCUGUGGACCGAACAGUCACUGUCAAGAAGUGAACGGAGUCGCGGUCUGCAAGUGCGUGGAAGGUUUCCUUGGAAAUCCACCGACUUGCAGGCCAGAGUGCAUCGUCAGCUCGGAUUGCGAGCUGACGAAAGCCUGCAUCAAUCAGAAGUGCGCGGAUCCCUGCCCAGGUUCUUGCGCUGUGAGAGCAGAGUGCUCCGUGGUCAACCACAACCCCAUUUGUAGAUGUCCACCCAGUAUGACCGGUGAUCCGUUCACUAUUUGCACAGCCAUAGUGGAACAGCCUUCGGAACCGAUAAACCCAUGUUUCCCGUCACCUUGUGGCCCGAACGCUCAGUGCCAGGUGGUAAACCAAGCCCCAGCGUGCUCGUGUUUACCAGAAUUUUCGGGAACACCUCCGAAUUGUAGGCCCGAGUGUGUGAUUAACAACGACUGUCCGACUCGUCAAGCUUGCGUCGAUCAAAAAUGCAGGGACCCGUGUCCUGAUUUGUGCGGAGCCAACGCAGAGUGCAGCGUGUUCAGCCACACUCCGAUUUGUUCCUGCAGUUCAGGAUUCACUGGAGAUCCGUUCGUUCGGUGCACUCCAGUUCCAAUCGAAAGCGAAAGACCAACCCCAUGCAGUCCAUCGCCAUGCGGGGCGAACGCAGUGUGCAAAGUAUCAGGAAACGCAGGUGCCUGUACCUGUUUGCCGGAUUACGUAGGGAAUCCCUACGAAGGUUGCAGACCCGAAUGUGUCGUGAACUCCGACUGUCCUGUGAACCUUGCAUGCGUGAGAUCGAAGUGCCAAGAUCCUUGUCCUGGAGCGUGCGGUCAGAACGCCAUAUGCAACGCUGUGAACCACGCGCCGAUGUGCGCGUGCAUUCAGGGAUACUCUGGAGAUCCUUUCAGAUACUGCAGUCUAAGUCCAGUGAAUCAAGAACCUUCGCCAGUCGACCCUUGCAAUCCAACGCCCUGCGGUCCAAACAGCGAAUGUCGCGUGAACAACAACCAACCGGUGUGCACUUGUCUCGCGACGUACAUGGGCAGCCCGCCAAAUUGCAGACCCGAGUGCGUGGCCAGCACAGACUGUCUCCUAACUCGUGUCUGCGCGAAUCAGAAAUGCGUCGACCCGUGUCCCAGUUCGUGUGGCAUGAACGCCAACUGCAGAGCCAUCAACCACAGUCCGAUCUGUUUCUGUAACAACGGAUUCACCGGCGAUCCGUUUACCGCUUGCUUCCGCGCUCCUGAAACCCCCGCAGAACCCUCGCCAUCGGUACAAAGGGAUCCCUGUCAGCCGUCUCCCUGUGGUCCAAACGCGAUCUGCCAAACUGUGGGCCAGACGCCAGCUUGCACUUGCUCGCCAGACUAUCGCGGCAGCCCUCCAAACUGCAGACCCGAGUGCACCAUCAAUUCCGAGUGUCCCACUAAUCAAGCUUGCAUCCGAGAGAAGUGCAGGGACCCCUGUCCAGGUUCUUGCGGCUUUAACGCUCAAUGCUCCGUGUUCAAUCACGUACCUAUGUGCUCCUGUAUCGAAGGGUUCACGGGAGAUCCCUUCAGCCAAUGCAAUCAACAGGCUACACCCAUCGAACCAACAGAAGUAGAUUUGUGCAAUCCGUCCCCUUGCGGUCCGAAUGCUCAGUGCGACAACGGAAUAUGCUCUUGUUUACCUGAGUACUACGGGGAUUCGACGAUCGGCUGUCGACCGGAAUGCGUGCUCAAUAACGAUUGUCCUCGAGACAGAGCUUGCGUGAGGAACAAGUGCGAGGAUCCCUGCCAGGGGACCUGCGCGAGCAACGCGGUGUGCAACGUGGUGAACCACGUGCCAAUGUGUAGCUGUCCAGCUGGUUUCGAAGGCAACGCGUUUGCCUACUGUCGUCCUGCCAUAGCCGAUGUACCAUCCACCCCGUGCACCCCGUCACCCUGUGGACCGAACAGCCAGUGUCGAGUCAAUAACGGUCAAGCAACCUGCAGCUGCGUGCCAGGCUAUUUAGGAAACCCUCCAAACUGUCGUUCCGAGUGCAUAGUCAGCUCCGACUGUCCUCCGAACGAGAUUUGCUCGAAUCAAAAGUGCAGGAAUCCUUGUAUAGGUACUUGCGGCUUGGGAGCCAGGUGUACGGUAGCCAAUCGCAACCCUAUAUGCCACUGCCCCGAAGAAUUCACCGGAGAUCCGUUCGUACGAUGCGUACCGAUUCCGCCAGUGGUCCAAGAACCGAUAAACGUUUGCCAGCCAUCGCCCUGCGGACCCAACGCUCAAUGCCAAAUCUCAGGGAACUCGCCAUCUUGUACCUGUUUGUCCGAUUUUAUCGGUUCUCCGCCGAAUUGCAGACCUGAAUGCGUCAGCAACAGCGAGUGCCCCAGUCAUCAAGCGUGCGUUAACCGGAAGUGCAGAGACCCGUGCGUCGGUUCUUGUGGAACAAACGCCCAAUGCCGAACAGUCAGUCACACACCCAUGUGUUACUGUGGAUCAGACUACACGGGCGACCCUUUCACGUACUGCUCCGUUAGGCCCAUCGAAGACCAGCAGAUAAAUCCGUGUUCGCCAUUGCCCUGCGGACCGAACGCUCAGUGCACCGAAAGAAACAACGUAGGUGCCUGCGCGUGUCUUCCUGGCUACACAGGGAACCCUUACGAAGGAUGCAGGCCAGAAUGUGUCCUGGAUUCCGACUGCUCGCCCACUCGGGCUUGCGUUAAUUCAAAGUGUAUCGAUCCCUGUCCAGGGACAUGUGGAACGAACGCGGAAUGCUACGUUGUCAAUCACCGAGCGUCUUGCUCUUGUUAUCCUAGCUACACAGGCGACCCUUACCGAUAUUGCUCCGUUCAGCAAGACGUUUCCGACGUCAGCGUAACCGAUCCGUGUGGUACGUCUCAAUGCGGUCCGAACAGCCAGUGCAGAGUACUGAAUGGAGUAGCUGUCUGCUCUUGCCUUCCAACUUUUAUCGGUACACCGCCAGCGUGCAGAUCGGAAUGCACCCUCAGCUCGGACUGCCCCGCCGACAAAGCAUGCGAGCGACAAAAGUGCAUAAAUCCGUGUCCCUCCUCCUGUGGACAGAACUCGGAUUGUAGAGUCAUCAAUCACUCGCCUAUUUGUACUUGCACGAUGGGAUACACCGGCAAUCCGUUCACUAUAUGUUUCCCAGUUCCAUUGACACCACCCGUCUCGAACGACGUCAUUCCAAAAGAUCCCUGCAUUCCAUCGCCUUGCGGCGCUUAUUCGGAGUGUCGAGACAUUGGCGGAUUACCCUCGUGCUCCUGCCUAGCCACGUACAUGGGAAGUCCUCCGAAUUGUCGGCCGGAGUGUACGCUCAACUCGGACUGCGCUCCCAACAUGGCCUGCAUGCAACAAAGAUGCAGGGACCCUUGUCCAGGCUCGUGUGGUCUUCAAGCGCUAUGCGCCGUACUCAAUCACGUUCCGACAUGCACCUGCCAGCCUGGUUACACCGGAGAUCCCUUCACCAACUGCGUCCUCGAUCAACGCCCGAUCGAACCGAAUCCGUGCGGGAUGUGCGGACCUAACACACAGUGCGACGACGGCGUUUGCACCUGCUUGCCAGAGUAUUCCGGUGACCCAUACGCAGGUUGUCGGCCGGAGUGUGUCUUGAGCAACGAGUGUCCAGCAUCCAGAGCUUGUGUCCGAAACAAAUGCGUGGAUCCUUGCGUGGGCGUUUGCGGACAAAACGCGUUGUGCAACGUUUUCAACCAUAUCCCCAUAUGCAGUUGUCCGUCAGGAACAUCAGGAAACGCGUUCUUGCUCUGUUCCCCCGAGCUAGUAACAACAAUCAGCGAUCCCUGCAACCCGUCGCCCUGUGGUCCCAACAGUCUGUGCAGACAGAACAACAUGCAAGCCGUAUGCUCUUGCGUGAGCGGGUACGUAGGCGCUCCUCCGACUUGCAGACCCGAGUGCGCUGUCAGUUCAGACUGUCCAUUGAACGAGGCGUGUACCAACCAACGGUGCCAAGAUCCUUGCCCAGGAAGCUGCGGGAUCAACGCGGACUGCAGCGUGGUCAAUCACAACCCGAUAUGCGUCUGCCGCGAUAGGAUGACCGGCGAUCCUUUCGUCAGUUGCUACCCACUGCCCGCGAGACCGUUACCUCCAGUCGAUCCUUGCCAACCGUCGCCAUGCGGCCCCAACGCGGACUGCCAAGUAAUAAACGACCAACCAUCCUGCUCGUGUAGGCGAGAAUUCAUUGGAUCGCCUCCUAACUGUCGUCCAGAGUGCAUCAGCAACAGCGAGUGUCCCUAUCAACUGGCGUGCAUCGGCCACAGGUGCCAGGACCCUUGCGUCAACUCCUGCGGCGUGAACGCGGUUUGCAAUGUCGUCAGUCACACGCCUAUGUGUGCCUGUACGAAUGGUUACACCGGUGAUCCGUUUACCCAAUGUUCUCCGCAGCCGUUCGACGCGCCAGUCGGCAGACCAGACCCCUGCAGCCCGUCGCCGUGCGGUGCCAAUAGCGUGUGUCGCGUUCAGCAGAACACCGGGUCUUGCACCUGCCAAGACGAUUACAUCGGGAAUCCUUACGAAGGAUGCAGACCCGAAUGCACGCUCAGCUCGGAUUGUCCGUCCAAUCGAGCCUGCAUCCGUUCCAAGUGCACAGACCCCUGUCCUGGAACUUGCGGUCAAAACGCUCAGUGUUACGUUAUCAACCACGCUCCAGCUUGCAGCUGCUUCGAACGGUACACGGGAGAUCCUUUCGUGUACUGCUCCCCUAUGAGAGAACCGCUUCCUGGACCCAACACCGUUAGCCCUUGCGAACCGUCGCCCUGCGGCCCGUACAGCCAAUGUCGAGAGAUCAACGGCCAGGCCACGUGUUCUUGUUUACCAACUUACACAGGAACACCCCCGAAUUGCAGACCAGAGUGCACCGUUAGCUCCGAUUGCCCGUUGAAUCUCGCGUGCAGGAACAACAAGUGCGUCGAUCCCUGUCCCGACUCUUGCGGUCAGCAGACCACGUGCAGGGUCGUGAAUCACAGUCCCAUAUGCUCCUGCAGGCCAGGUUUCACCGGUGAUCCGUUCACUCGGUGCUUCUCGAGUCCACCUCCAGCUGUUACGGACCCACCGAUCGAUCCCUGUAUCAACUCGCCCUGCGGACCGAACUCUCAGUGUCGCAACAUCAACGGAUCUCCCUCGUGCUCUUGCGCCCUAAACUACAUCGGUGCUCCACCGAACUGUCGUCCAGAGUGCGUGGUCAACACCGAUUGUCCCAGAAAUCAAGCUUGCAUUCGCGACAAAUGUCAGGAUCCUUGCCCAGGCUCCUGCGGUCUGAACAGCGUCUGCGCGGUCCACAAUCACAUUCCCGUUUGCACGUGCUUGGAAGGUUACACGGGAGAUCCUUUCAGCAUCUGCCAGCCCAAACCAAUCAGAGACGAACCUGUGACAGACCCAUGCAGCAAUUCUCCAUGCGGACCGAACGCCGAUUGCGACAACGGCGUUUGUGCUUGCAUUCCCGAGUACACUGGAAACCCGUACGUCGGUUGUCGGCCCGAAUGCGUGCUCAGCACCGACUGUCCAAACAACAGAGCGUGCAUAAGAAACAAAUGCGUGGAUCCUUGCCCCGGAGCUUGCGGCCAGAACGCUCUUUGCAACGCGAUCAAUCACGUACCUAUGUGCAGUUGUCCUCCCAACACCGCUGGCAACGCUCUGGUCGUGUGUUCGCCUAUGCGAGCUCCCACGACGACGAGACCGUGCAACCCAUCACCCUGCGGUCCAAACAGUAUCUGUCGUGAGUUAAACGACCAAGCAGUGUGCACUUGCGCCCCCGACUACCUCGGAACGCCACCUUUAUGUAGACCAGAAUGCGUCAUCAGUUCCGAUUGUCGCAUGAACGAGGCUUGCGUGAAUCAAAAAUGCAGAAAUCCGUGUCUAGGAACGUGUGGCGUUGGGGCGCAAUGCCUAGUGGUUAACCACAACCCCGUGUGCUCCUGUCCAGAGCGUUACACCGGAGACCCCUUCGUCAGAUGCGAAAUGAUCAAUAUAAUAGUGCCCACGAACCCCUGCCAGCCGUCGCCCUGCGGACCGUACACCCAGUGCCGAGUGAUCAAUGACGUCCCAUCCUGUACAUGUCUACCUGAAUAUACGGGAACCCCGCCCAACUGCAAACCCGAGUGCAUAGCCAGCUCCGAGUGCCCCAGCCACCAAACCUGCGUCCGACAGAAAUGCGUAGAUCCCUGUCCGGGUCUAUGCGGGGAGAGUGCAGAGUGUCACGUAGCCUAUCACGUGCCCCACUGCGUUUGUCCAAACGGUUUCACCGGUGACCCGUACUCUCGUUGCUCGAUAAUAAUUCGUGACCCGGAACCCUCGCCCUGCGCGGAAGGCACAUGCGGCACGAACGCGUUGUGCAGAGAACGAGACGGUAUCGGGAUUUGUUAUUGCCCACCUGAGUACAUUGGCAACGCAUACGUGGGCUGUAGGCCCGAAUGCGUCAUUAACCCCGAUUGCCCGUCCAACAAAAUGUGCGUGCGAAACAAGUGCCAAGACCCAUGCCCUGGAACCUGCGGCCAGAACGCCGAGUGCACGGUCGUUAACCAUCAGCCAGUCUGCUCGUGUCGGUCGGGAUUCACUGGCGAUCCGUUUGUCGUGUGUACCGUGGAUAUAAUGGUCCCAACGAAAGAGAACCUGUGUAACCCAUCGCCCUGCGGACCCAACAGUCAGUGCAGAGAAGUAUCUGGUCAGGCCGUGUGUUCGUGCCUGCCUACCUACGUCGGCACACCACCUGGAUGUAGACCCGAGUGCGUUGCUAGCUCCGAGUGUCCCACUCAGCUCGCGUGCAAGGACUACAAAUGUACAAACCCGUGCCCGAGUCCCUGCGGACUGAACACUAAGUGCAUCGUCGUUAACCACAGUCCCAUAUGUAGUUGCAUGCCCGGCUACAGCGGCGAUCCUUUCACUAUCUGCACUCAAAUUCCACCUGUCUCGAUCCCUGGCCCAACGGAGAAAGACCCGUGCGUACCAUCCCCGUGCGGCAAUUUCGCCCAGUGCAGAAAUAUCCGCGGCACUCCUGCCUGCACGUGCUUAGAGAGCUACAUCGGUCAGCCACCCAACUGCAGACCCGAGUGCACGAUCAACUCCGAAUGUCAAAGCGACAUGGCCUGCGUCAACAUGAAGUGUAGAGACCCGUGCCCUGGUUCCUGCGGUUCCGGUGCCCUGUGCGCGGUCAUGAAUCACAUUCCCGUGUGCAACUGUCCCGAAGGUUUCACAGGAAAUCCCUUCACGCUUUGUCAGUUACUGCCAGCGACACCUCCAACGCCACCGCUAGAAGACGAAUGUAGCUCGUCACCCUGCGGUCCCAACGCCGCGUGCACGAACGGCGUUUGCAUGUGUCUACCGGAAUUCCAAGGAAACCCGUACCUAGGAUGUCGACCCGAAUGCGUCCUAAAUUCAGACUGCCCCAGAGACAGAGCCUGCUCGCGUAAUAGGUGUACGGACCCCUGUCCUGGAAUCUGUGGUUUCAGUGCCAUUUGUACAGUGAUCAAUCACGUGCCCAUGUGUAGCUGUCCUGGAAACAUGACUGGCAACGCGUUUAGUCGAUGUAACCCUCUGACAGAUGUGAUACCCACUAAUCCGUGUAGUCCGACACCAUGCGGACCCAAUAGCGAAUGCCGCACCGUAAACGGUCAAGCGGUCUGCUCGUGCAUCAGAGGAUACUUAGGAAGUCCGCCGACCUGUAGACCCGAGUGCAUAGUCAGCACAGACUGCCCGCAAAACGAAGCCUGUAGCAAUCAGAGGUGUAUAAACCCCUGUCCUGGAUCUUGCGGCAUCGGAGCCAGCUGCAACGUCGUCAACCAUAAUCCUAUAUGCAGCUGUCCGUUGCGUUACACUGGAAAUCCAUUCGUUCAGUGCACGUUCUCCUACGUUGAACCUGAAACGAUAGAUCCCUGUCAGCCAUCGCCCUGCGGUCCGAACUCUCAGUGCCAAGUGAUCAACGACUCUCCCUCGUGCUCGUGCACGCCUGGGUACUCUGGCAGCCCGCCAAAUUGCAGACCGGAGUGCGUCAGUAACGGGGAGUGUCCUAGUCAGUUAGCUUGUAUCAAUCAGAAGUGCCAGGACCCUUGCGUCGAUUCCUGCGGUGCCAGCGCGAGUUGCCAUGUCGUUAGUCACACUCCUAUGUGCACCUGCCUGAGCGGUUACACUGGCGAUCCGUUCACUCAGUGUGUCUUUAAAGAACCUGUGAAUAUACCUGCACCCGUUGACCCCUGCAACCCAUCGCCCUGCGGAUCGAACGCUGUCUGCAAAGAAUCGAACGGCGCCGGCUCCUGUAACUGCAUUCCUAAUUAUAUCGGGAACCCCUACGAUGGAUGUCGACCCGAGUGUCUCUUGAACUCCGACUGCCACCCGAGUCAAGCCUGCAUGAACAACAGAUGCAGGGAUCCCUGUCCAGGAACCUGCGGUCGUAACGCCGAAUGUCACGUUAUCAAUCACCUGCCAGUGUGCGAGUGUUAUCCUAGUCACACUGGAAACGCCUUUGUCCUCUGUUUACCUAUCGCACCAGAAACUGACCAAACGAUCGGUAAACCCUGCAACCCGUCUCCCUGUGGACCCAAUAGUCAAUGCAGACCGAUCAACGGACAGUCGGUGUGCUCGUGUUUACCGGAGUUCUUGGGCAGUCCACCUGCGUGCAGACCCGAGUGCACGGUCAGCGCCGAAUGUCCCACGAAUUUGGCGUGUAUCAACAGAAAGUGUAUCGAUCCCUGUCCUGGAUCUUGCGGCUCGAGCACGAGGUGCGAAACGAUCAAUCACAGAGCCAUAUGCUCCUGCCAACCAGGCUUCACUGGUGACCCGCUCGUUGCUUGUUUCGAUAUGCCAAUUGGAAAACCUGCUCCCGGACCGACGUACGCGAAUCCAUGCGCGCCUUCGCCGUGCGGGCCCUACUCGGAAUGUCGGAAUAUAAAUUCCCAGGCCUCGUGUGCCUGCUUGCCAGACUACAUGGGAACGCCACCGAAUUGUAGACCGGAGUGUAUACGAAAUUCCGAUUGUCCCAGCAACCAGGCGUGCAUUCAGAAGAAAUGUCGAUACCCUUGCGAAGGCGUAUGCGGCGUAGGAGCCCAAUGCUCGGUGAUAAAUCACACUCCGAUUUGCACUUGUCCGGAAGGCUACACAGGCGACUCUUUCGUCAGGUGUUCGCCCGCGAUAGUGGACAUGGACCAACCAGUGGAUUCGUGUGCCAACUGCGGCGCAAACACGCAGUGCCUGGAUGGAGUCUGCGUUUGCUUGUCAGAGUAUCAAGGAGACCCGUACCUAGGUUGUCGGCCAGAAUGUGUCCUGAACUCGGAUUGUCCGAGAGAUAGAGCUUGUAUCAAGAACAAGUGCAACGACCCAUGCGCUGGUACCUGUGGACAGAACGCGUUGUGUUCCGUCGUAAAUCACGUUCCAAUGUGCACUUGUCCGCCAGGAAUGUCAGGAAACGCGUUCGUAGUUUGCUCUGUGAUGAUAGUACAAACACCCAAAGACCCGUGCAAUCCAUCGCCCUGCGGACCCAACAGCCAAUGCAGGAAGAUAAACGAUCAGGCCGUUUGCUCUUGCAUUCCUGGUUACCUAGACACGCCACCGAAUUGCCGACCGGAAUGUAUCCUCAGUUCCGACUGUCCAUCCAGCAUGGCCUGCAACAAUCAAAAGUGUAUAGACCCUUGCCCUGGCACUUGCGGUAUAAGGGCGGAGUGCGUGGUGGUGAACCACAACCCAAUUUGCAGCUGUCCACCGGACCUGACAGGCAAUCCCUUCACCAUGUGUAUCAGGAUGCCCGACGAGCCAACGGUUCUGAAUCCGUGCGUACCAUCGCCCUGUGGCCCGAACAGUCAAUGCCAGGUCCUAAACAAUUCGCCAUCUUGCUCCUGCUUGCCCGAGUUCCUUGGAUCCCCGCCAAACUGUAAGCCAGAAUGCGUAAGCAACAGCGAGUGCUCCACGCACUUGGCUUGCAUAAAUCAAAAGUGUCGCGAUCCCUGUCCCGGUUCGUGCGGUGCUAACGCCGAAUGUCGAGUGAUAAGUCACACGCCGAUGUGCGUCUGUUCCUACGGAUUCGUUGGUGAUCCGUUCAUACAAUGCCUUCCAAGACCAGCGAUCGAGGACACAGGUAAGAAACCCACGCCAUGCAUGCCGUCACCCUGUGGAUCUAACGCGAUAUGCAACGAACUGAACGGCGCCGGAUCCUGCAAGUGUCUCCCAGAUUACAUCGGCAACCCUUACGAAGGUUGUCGACCAGAAUGUACCAUCAAUUCCGACUGUACCGCCGAUCGUGCUUGCGUUAGAUCGAAAUGUCAGAACCCCUGUCCAGGAUUCUGCGGCUACAACGCGAUAUGCCAGGUCGUCAACCACGCUCCGCUCUGUACCUGCCAGUCUGGCUACUCGGGCGAUCCCUUCGUUCAAUGCAAUAUCGUUCGAGAGGAACCGAGACCAUCCGAUCCCUGUAGCUCGUCACCGUGCGGACUUAACAGCCAAUGUCGCGUGUCGAACGGACAGGCCAUCUGUUCUUGUUCGCCCACGUUCAUCGGAACCCCGCCAAUGUGCAGACCAGAGUGCACGGUCAGCUCGGACUGUGCUACCAAUCGCGCUUGCAAGAACCGUAAAUGCGUGGACCCGUGUCCGGGUAUUUGCGGUAUCAACGCGAGAUGCGAGGCGAUUAAUCACAGUCCGAUCUGCAGUUGCAAUCCUGGCUUGACUGGCGACCCGUUCGUCAGAUGUUUCAAAGUGCCAACCGUGUCCGAGCCAAUAAAUCCAUGCGUCCCGUCACCCUGCGGUCCGUUCUCCGUGUGCCGCGUUCUCGGCAACACGGAGCUGCCCAGCUGCUCGUGCAUGGACAAUUACAUAGGAUCUCCGCCAAACUGUCGUCCAGAGUGCACCAUCGACUCCGAGUGCGGCAGCGACAGAGCCUGUUUGAGGCAGACGUGCGCGGAUCCUUGUCCAGGUUCCUGUGGUACAGGUGCACAGUGCCUUGUGGUGAAUCACAUGGCCGUCUGCACGUGUCCCAAGGGAUACACUGGCGAUCCGUUCGUCAAUUGCUUCGUAGAAACUUCUCCUUCGCCGGCAGUUCCUCAAGACGCCUGCAAUCCGUCGCCGUGUGGAUCGAACGCCGUCUGUCGCGACGGUACGUGCACUUGUUUGCCCGAGUAUCGCGGCGACCCUUAUUACGGAUGCCGUCCAGAGUGCGUCCAGAACCCAGAUUGCCCGCUAGACAAGGCUUGCAAUCGCAACAAGUGCUUCGACCCGUGCGUCGGCGUCUGUGGCCAGAACGCCGAGUGCGUGGUGAUAAAUCACACUCCCAUGUGCAAUUGUCCGGACGGAAUGUCGGGCAACGCGUUCGCCACGUGCUUCCCGGUGAAAGACCCCGUGCUAGUGCAACCCUGCGAUCCAUCGCCCUGCGGACCCAAUAGCAGAUGCCAAGACUUUAGCGGACAAGCGGUUUGCUCGUGCGCGCCAGGUUACAUUGGAAAUCCUCCCGCCUGUCGUCCAGAAUGCAUAGUUAACAGCGAUUGCCCGUUGAACGAAGCCUGCGUGAACCUGAAGUGUAGAGACCCGUGUCCUGGAUCCUGCGGCGUGUCAGCCCGCUGCCAAGUGAUCAAUCACAAUCCCAUUUGCAGCUGUCCUCCGGUAUUCACCGGUGAUCCAUUCGUGCGGUGCUUACCUAGACCGGAGGAGCCCAUGCCACCGACAAACCCGUGCCAACCGUCACCCUGUGGUCCCAACGCAGUUUGUCAAGUGAUCGGUAACCAACCGUCGUGCUCUUGCAGAGCAGAGUUCAUCGGAACGCCUCCGAAUUGCAGGCCGGAAUGUAUCAGUAACAGCGAGUGCAGUAGCCACUUGGCUUGCAUAAAUCGCAAGUGCAAAGAUCCCUGUCCAGGUUCCUGCGGCGCUAACGCGGAGUGUCACGUUCUAAACCACGUUCCAUCGUGCGCUUGCAUGAGAGACUACACUGGCGAUCCGUUCGUUCAGUGCUCCGCCAAGCUACCGGCACCAGGGGUUCCAACGCGACCUUGUCAACCGUCUCCCUGCGGAGCUAACGCCAUUUGUCGAGAACAGAACGGCAUCGGCUCUUGCUACUGCUUGCCCGAAUACAUCGGCAAUCCUUACGAAGGAUGUCGACCAGAAUGUACCAUUCCAUCGGACUGUCCCUCGAAUUUGGCUUGUAUCAAUCUCAAGUGUCAGAAUCCUUGUCCCGGUUCUUGCGGAGCGAACACGAACUGCCAGGUUGUGAACAACUCGCCCGUGUGCUCUUGUAUGCCGCAAUACUCCGGUGAUCCUUAUGUCGGUUGCGCAUACAAGAUGCCAUCCAUCGAAGAAGACGAGCCUGACGUGUGCAGGCCGUCGCCUUGCGGUCCGAAUAGUCAGUGUCAGAACGUGAACGGUCAAGCUGCGUGCUCCUGCUUGCACCAGUACGUAGGAACCCCGCCUAACUGUAGACCCGAGUGCCUGGUGAACACCGAGUGCAACUCGAAUCUCGCGUGCGUCAAUCAAAAGUGCAGAGAUCCCUGCCUCGGCACCUGCGGUCGCAACGCCCAGUGCAAAGUCAUCCACCAUAGUCCGAUCUGCAGCUGUGGCAGCGGUUUAACAGGGGACCCGUUCGUUUUCUGUUUCCAAACUCCAAUAACCCAACCAGACGACAAAUAUCCGAGAGACCCGUGCGUUCCAUCCCCUUGCGGUCCAAACGCAAUGUGCAAACCACUAGGCGACACACCAGCCUGCACGUGCAUGAACAACUACAUCGGCGUACCUCCCAACUGCCGACCAGAGUGCUCCAUGAACUCGGAUUGCACAGCCAAUAGGGCUUGCAUUCGAGAGAAGUGCCGAGACCCGUGUCCAGGAUCCUGCGGCAUCGGUACACGUUGCACGGUCGUGAACCACACGCCAUCCUGCACGUGUCCCUCGGGAUACACCGGCGACCCUUUCACCAGUUGCUCGCCCAUUCCACCACCCGGCAUGAUGGAUGUCCCGACAGACCGAUGCAACCCGUCGCCAUGCGGGCCAAACGCACAGUGCGACGACGGUAUUUGCACGUGUAUACGCGAUUACUUGGGCGAUCCUUACAGCAUGUGUCGGCCAGAAUGCGUGAUUAACACAGAUUGUCCCCGAAACGAGGCUUGCAUACUCCAUAAGUGCAGGGAUCCAUGCGCGGGAACGUGUGGAACGAACGCGGACUGUAACGUCGUCAAUCACUUGCCUAUGUGCAGUUGUCCAAGAAACAUGACGGGCAACGCGUUCGUAUCUUGCAACCCUCUGAAAGACAUGAGCAUCCUCGACCCUUGCAAUCCAUCCCCGUGCGGCCCGAACAGUCACUGCCGCUCCUCGAACGGCCAAGCGGUUUGCACCUGUGUCUCUGGAUUCAAGGGAUCGCCGCCUUCCUGCAGGCCGGAGUGCGUCGUUAGCACAGACUGUUCACGCGACAGGGCUUGCAGCAACCAGAAAUGCAUCGAUCCUUGUCUCGGUGCUUGUGGACUUUCGGCACAGUGCACCGUCGUCAAUCACAAUCCUGUGUGCAGGUGUUUCGACCAGUACAUAGGCGAUCCGUUCGUCCAGUGCACACCACCUAGCAGAGUACCAGACGUUCCCGUGAAUCCUUGUCAGCCAUCAGCCUGCGGUCCGAACGCCGCGUGUCGAGUGAUCAAUAACGCGCCCUCGUGUUCGUGCCUCCCUGAAUUCAUUGGAAUCCCGCCAAACUGCAAACCCGAAUGCGUGAGCAACAGCGAGUGCCCGACGCAACAGGCUUGCAUCAAUCAGAAGUGUAGAGACCCUUGCCCUGGUUCGUGUGGCGGUAACACCGAAUGCAGGACAGUUAGUCACACUCCCAUGUGCACUUGCGCCAGUGGUUACACCGGAGAUCCAUUCGUGCAAUGCACGCUUCAGCCAAUACAAGAUAUACCAACCAGACAGAAUCCGUGCCAACCAUCUCCCUGCGGAGCGAACGCCGUGUGCCGCGAGUCCUACGGCUCAGCCCUUUGCACCUGCUUGCCCGACUUUUACGGGAACCCGUACGAAAACUGCCGACCCGAGUGUCUCAUCGAUUCCGACUGCUCGUUCAAUCGGGCUUGUAUACGAACCAAAUGUCAAGAUCCGUGUCCAGGAGCGUGCGGAUUCAACGCCGAAUGUCAGGUUGUCAAUCACAUCCCUACUUGCAGCUGUAGAUCAGGUUACACCGGUAAUCCGUUCCGAUCUUGCGCUGCCCUGGAGCCUUUCGAUCCAAGCGUUACCAACCCCUGCGUUCCGUCGCCCUGCGGACCCAACAGUCGUUGUCAGGACAUCGGCGGUCAAGCCAGCUGUUCCUGCUUGCCCAACUUCCGAGGAACCCCGCCCAGCUGCAGACCAGAGUGCGUCGUUAGCACGGAAUGUCCCAGCAACCAAGCUUGCGUGGGUCAAAAAUGCGUCGACCCUUGCCCUGGCGUGUGCGGCGUGAACGCUAGAUGCGAAGUCUUCCACCACAGUCCCAUAUGUAGCUGCGGCGCGAGUCAGACGGGAGAUCCGUUCGUAAAAUGCUUCGCGAUGACUCCGCAAGUUCCUGUAAACCCGUGCGUGCCGUCGCCUUGCGGACCGUUCUCGCAAUGUCGGGACAUUGGGGGCAUCCCCUCCUGUACCUGUUUACCGAAUUACGUCGGCUCGGCCCCGAACUGUCGCCCCGAAUGUUCGAUCAACACCGACUGCACCAGCGACAAGGCUUGCAUCAGGGAAAAGUGCAGAGACCCGUGUCCAGGCUCUUGCGGAGCGAACGCGUUGUGCGAUGUCAUUAACCACACGCCGGCUUGCACUUGUCCCAGCGACUUUACAGGGGAUCCGUUUACCAGCUGCCAACCGAAUCCACCAAUUCUCCCCCCAGCGCCAGCACACCCGUGCAACCCGUCACCCUGUGGACCAAACGCGCUAUGCCAAAACGGAGCGUGUAGCUGCAUAAGCGAGUACCGUGGCGAUCCCUACGAAGGAUGCAACCCAGAGUGCGUGCAAAACUCCGACUGUACCCGCGACAAAGCCUGCUCCAACAACAAAUGCGUGGACCCAUGCGCCGGUGUCUGCGGUCAGAACGCCGAGUGCGUGGUCGUGAACCAUAUACCCACUUGCAGUUGCAUCGAAAAUCACGAAGGGGAUUCGUUCACCUUCUGCAGACCGAUCCAAAAGCGCGUGAAACCCUGCGAGCCCACGCCCUGCGGACCCAACAGCGUUUGCCGUGAAUUCGGCGAGCAAGCCUCCUGUUCCUGCCUCCCCGGAUACUUCGGAGCUCCUCCCAGCUGCAGGCCCGAGUGUCUCGUGAACACCGACUGCGAGCAGAGCAGAGCUUGCGUGAACGAGAGAUGCCGGAACCCGUGCGAGAACUCGUGCGGUCAGGGCGCUUUAUGCGCGGUACGAAAUCACAACCCCAUUUGCAGCUGUCCCGCCCAGUAUUCCGGCGAUCCGUUUAUCAGCUGCUUCCCCAUAAAACCCAAUGACGUCGCACCCGGCCUGGACCCGUGCAAUACCGCGCAGUGUGGACCGAACUCCCAGUGCACCGUGUCACCCAACAAUAAACCUUCCUGCAGCUGCUUGCCCGAGUUCGUAGGGUCACCUCCCAACUGUAGACCCGAAUGCCUCGUGAGCAGCGAGUGCCCUGGAAACCAAGCGUGCAUUAAGCAGAAGUGUAGCGAUCCCUGUGUAGGACUAUGCGGCCCUAACGCGCUCUGCCAAGUCGCCAUGCAUUACAUCCGUUGCGUCUGUCCCGAAGGAUAUACCGGGGACCCGGUCACAGUUUGUUCCCCGAUAACGACGACUCCUGCGCCACCGACGCCAUCGAGACCUUGCAACCCUUCACCCUGCGGCAGCAACGCUUACUGUCGGGAAAGGUACAACACCGCGUUCUGCGAGUGCCUGCCUGAUUACAGAGGAAACGCGUACGACGGCUGCGUUCCAGAGUGUCUGGCGAACACCGACUGUCCGAAGUCUCAAGCCUGCAUCAAGACCAAGUGUCAGGAUCCUUGCUCUGGAACGUGCGGCGUUGGAGCCAACUGUUUCGUGUCGAAUCACAUUCCCAUUUGCUCUUGCCCGGCCCCAACAAUUGGGGACGCGUUCACCAUUUGUCGAGCUGAAGAACCGAGAGAAAAAGAUCCGUGCUCUCCCUCUCCUUGCGGUCCAAACACCCUCUGCGAGAAGAUCGGUAACACAGCCGUUUGCAAGUGUCUGCCUGGUCUUCAAGGAGUAGCCUCGAGCGUCACAGGCUGUCGUCCAGAAUGCGUCAUCAGCUCCGACUGUCCAGGGGACAAAGCUUGUAUAAACAACAGAUGCAUCAAUCCUUGCACCCAGAACGUCUGUGGAAUCAAGGCAGUCUGCCAAGCGAUCAAUCACAGUCCUCUUUGCAGCUGCCCACCCCCGUUGAUCGGCAAUCCGUUCGAAGAAUGCACCAGCAAAUUCGAAACCGAUCCCUGCAGUCCGUCUCCGUGCAGUUACAACGGCGAGUGCAAAGUCAGAAACGGCGUCGCGGUGUGCAUCUAUCCAGAGUGCGUCAUCAACACCGACUGUCCACGCGACAAAGCCUGUUUCGCUCAAAAGUGCAAAGACCCCUGCAUCGACGCCUGCGGCAUCAAUUCCCUUUGUCAAACGGUUAACCACAAGCCUGUCUGCUCCUGCCCAGCUGGUUUCACUGGGAACGCCAGGAUACAAUGCGUCGUUCCAUCAGCCGAUGUUCCGGCGCCAGAGUGCAGGCAAAAUUCCGAAUGCUCUAACGACAAGGCCUGUUACAACCAGAGGUGCGUGGAUCCUUGCACGUUGGACUCCUGCGGCUACAACAGCCGCUGCCAAGUGCUGCUCCAUCGAGCUGUGUGCGUCUGCAACGAAGGUUUCACCGGAAAUGCUCAGCAAUAUUGUAGCAAGAUUGGGUGUCGCGGGGACGGCGAAUGCCCGUUGACUCAAUCUUGCAUCAACAACGAGUGCAUCGACGCCUGUUUGGUGACGCAAUGCGGCACCAACGCGCUUUGCGCAUCGGACGGGUAUCACAGACCGCGAUGCUACUGUCCCGAGGGAUACCAGGGCAAUCCGUACCAAAUCUGCGAGAGACCGGAAUGUAACAACGACGACGAUUGUCCGGCUUCGUUAGCGUGUCGAGAUCAGAGAUGCGUGAACCCUUGCAACUGUCCGAUAUCCGCGCAAUGUUCCGUCGUCUACCAUCGUCCUACGUGUCGAUGCCCGCCAGGUUACACUGGCGAUCCUUACACGUCGUGUCUGAUGGAACCGAUAGAGCCGCAACCCGAAUGCCAAGUGGACGGAGACUGUCCCAGUAAAUUGGGCUGCUUCGGUGGAAUCUGUAAAGAUCCCUGCGUCGAAACGAAACCCUGCAUCGCUGGCGCGAGAUGCUCCGUCGUGGAUACCUUGCCGAUGAGGACGAUGAUCUGCGAGUGCUUGCCAAAUUUCGCUGGCGACGCAACCAUCGCUUGCAUCCCAGUGGACAAACAACUCGACGCGAUCUGUCAAUCCGACUCCGAGUGCGCUUUGAACACGGCCUGCUUGCACCAACGGUGCAUCAACCCUUGCGUCAUCAGCCCGUGCGCAUCGAAUGCAGAAUGCGCGGUGGAGAAUCACCGUCGCCAGUGUCACUGUAAUACAGGAUUCUCCGGCGAUCCGUUCAUGAACUGCUACAGAGGCACCGACGGAUUCCCUGACUGCACGACGAACUCCGACUGUUCGUCCAACGCGGCCUGCAUAAAUCAGCUGUGCCAGGAUCCGUGCCUGGGCUCGCAGUGUGGAUUAAACGCGGAGUGCGUCACGAUGAACCACCAUCCGACGUGUCACUGUCAACAGAACUUUGCGGGUGAUCCUCAACUGCAGUGCUUCAAACCUGAAUGCAAGUCAGACAGCGACUGUCCCUACGACAAAACGUGCCAGAACAGCAACUGCGUUACUCCGUGUCUGGUCGACGACAUUGCAUGCGGUCGUGGCGCGGAGUGCGUCGCAGUCUCGCACAGAGCGCAAUGCAUCUGUCCGCGAGGUACCCAGGGUGACCCGCGAAUAGCUUGCAUCUCGGCGGUGUGUCACUACAACGAGGACUGUGCCGAUCACGAGGCCUGCGACAGACUGAAUAGAGUCUGUAGACCUGUUUGCGACGACGAGGUCUGUGCGGACACAGCCAAAUGCGUCGCCAGGGAUCAUCAGCCUAGAUGCAUUUGUCCCGCAGGAACCUCUGGCAAUCCGUACAUCGAAUGCACCGGUGUCUCCAUCGAACCGGGAUGCAGGGAAGACGGCGAGUGUCCGUCGUAUCUGGCCUGCAUCAACGCCAAGUGUCAAGAUCCUUGUCUGUCCGCGAACAUGUGCACCGGCGAUCAGGAAUGCAAAGUGUUGAACACCGUGCCUCUUCGUACGAUGAUCUGCAGUUGCCCUCCUAACACAAUCACCGACGUAAAUGGACAAUGCAGGAUUAUUGAAUCACCGAACGUUCAGUGUCAUCAAGAUGAUGACUGCAGUAACUCGGAGAAGUGCAUCAGCGGAACAUGCAUCGAGGCUUGCCUCGCCAUUCAGUGUGGGCUGAACGCUCAAUGCAAAUCCACGUCUCACACAGGAAUCUGUCAGUGCGCGCCGGAUUUCACUGGCAACGCCUACCUGGAGUGCGUCAGAAGUCCCAUCACACCGCUGCCGCCGAUACGUCCAGAGUGUUACACCAACAGCGAGUGCUCCGGCGACAGACAGUGCUUAAACUCUUUCUGCGUGAAUCCAUGCGUCGUCGCCGAUCCUUGCGGAAGAAACGCUCUCUGUUACGUGAACAACCACGUGCCGAUCUGCAGGUGCCCCGCCAACUACGAGGGCGACGCCAGAAUCAAUUGCGUACCGCCGAGCAUCGUGGCAGAGUGUCAGUCGAACAGCGACUGCGCGGGUAAUGCUGCCUGUGUCAACAGCUUGUGCAUCAAUCCCUGCAAUUGCGGUCCAAACGCGAACUGCAACGUCGCGGAUCACUAUCCAUCUUGCGCGUGUCCGCCUGGAUAUUCCGGGAACCCUCAACUCGGUUGCUUCAAACUGGAUUGCGAAUCAGACAGCGAGUGCAACGACGCAGCCACGUGUUACAACGGCCAGUGCGUGAAUCCUUGCAUCCUCGAGAACAAGUGCGCUAUCAACGGUGAAUGCUACGGCCAAAACCACCGAGCAGUUUGUCGUUGCGGUCCCGGCUACCUAGGCAAUCCCGAGGUCCAUUGCGAGAGGAUCGAGUGCAGCACCGAUCACGAUUGUCCUCGAAACUUGGCCUGCGACAGCGGACGCUGCGUGAAUCCUUGCAUAGGGGACUCCCCUUGCGCGCAGAACGCCAUUUGCUACGUCCAGGAUCACCUCGCCACCUGUCGUUGUCCGGAUAACCUGCCGAUCGGAAACCCGUACUCUUACUGCGAGCAUCGUCCUACGACGGAGCUCGACGAACCAGAAUGCAGAAUCGACAUCGACUGCGCCGACAAACUAGUGUGCAUCAAGAACAGAUGCAUCGAUCCGUGCCCUGUCAUCAAACCCUGUCCGGAGAACGCUCGGUGCAACGUACUCGACACCGUCCCUGUCAGAACGAUGACGUGCACUUGUCCCGAAGGCUGGACCACCGACGUCGACGGUGUCUGUAGACCAAUUCAAAUAACCACCAUCGGUACCUGCACCACGAACGACGAGUGCGGAGACAGCGAGGCCUGCAUCAACAGACAGUGCAGGAACCCCUGCAACUGCGGCACCAACGCCGUCUGCCGCGUGAGGAACCACAAGCCCAUCUGUUCCUGCGACGAAGGCUAUCAGGGUAAUCCAGACAUCGUCUGCCACUCCGUGGAGUGCAGAUGGGACAGCGACUGUACCCUGGACAAGACCUGCGUUGGCCACCACUGCGUGGAUCCUUGUCUGGUGUCCGACACUUGCGGCGUGAACGCCGAAUGCUUCCCCAAUAACCAUAAGGCCGACUGCCGUUGCCGCAAGGGCUACCACGGAAACGCUUUGGACCGUUGCAGAGUGAUCGGUUGUUACAGCAACGGAGACUGUCCCGGCGAUCACUCCUGCAUCAAUCUGCAGUGCGUGGACGCGUGCGUCCACAGCAACCCUUGUUCGCCACUGGCCGAGUGCCGAGUCUUGAACCAUCUCCCCAUAUGUCGUUGCCCAGCCCAACACACGGGCAAUCCUUACGUAAACUGCAAGCCAGAGGACAGACCGGAGUGCAAAGAGGACGGCGAUUGUCCAGAUUCCCUGGCCUGCUUGAACAACAAGUGCCAGAAUCCUUGCACCGCCAUCGAGCCGUGCACCGAACCGUCCGAGUGCAGGGUCUUACCAACUUACCCUGUUCGCACCAUGGUCUGCGUGUGCCCAAGCGGCUACGUGAGCAGCGGCAGCGGAACCUGUCGAGCCACCAAACCGAUCCUUCCCAUCGAAUGCACCAGAGACAGCGACUGCCCUUCGGAGAAGUCGUGCGUGAACGCCGUGUGCAAGAAUCCUUGCGCCUGUGGACCUAACUCGGAGUGCACCGUCGCCGAUCACAAGCCAAUUUGCUCCUGCGAACUGGGUUACGACGGAAAUCCCGACGUGGCGUGCACCAAAGUUGUCGGAUGUCGCACCGAUGGCGAUUGCAGCGGAUCGCACGCCUGUGUACAACACAGCUGCGUUCCUGUGUGCUCGCAAUCGCCGCCAACCUGCGGCAAGAACGCCGAGUGUCACGGUAUCAACCACAAAGCCAUCUGCGAGUGUCCACCCGGGCUCGGAGGGAACCCGAGAGUCGGUUGCACUCUCCUCGGCUGCAGAACCAACUCGGAUUGUCCCACGAACAAGGCCUGCAUCAACAGCCGCUGCGAGAAUCCGUGCACGGUGAAUCCUUGCACUGGUAACCUGGAUUGCAACGUUUACAACCACGUGGUCGAGUGCGCUUGUCCUCCUGGUUACAUCGGCGACGCUAACUCGGGAUGUACCAAACUCACAGAGAAGUGUAAAGCAGACAACGAGUGUCCAUCUCAGACCGCCUGCUUCAACGGCGAGUGCAUCAAUCCAUGCGUGAAGAUCGAGCCUUGCGGAGUGAACGCGGACUGCAAGGUUCUAGACACGAGCCCUGUGAGGACCAUGAUCUGCGAGUGCAUCCCUGGUUACAGAGGAAACGCGGUCGUCCGCUGUGAAAAGACCGACGUCUGUCCGGUAGAGAAAGGCCAAGUCCGCGACGAGACCGGUAACUGCGUCUGUCUACCCGGUUCGGCUAAGGAUGAGAACGACAUUUGCAUACCCUGUCGCAAACAGGCUGGAAUGGUCGUCAACGAAGAAGGGUACUGCGUGUGCGCUUUGGAAAAUGGCAUGAUCAUCGACGAGUACGGUCGUUGCGUGUGUCCAACGGAACACGGGUAUAGACUGGACGCCAAUGGAUAUUGUAAAUUAGUCGACAUCAUCGAAUGCAGAACCGACGACGACUGCGCUGAUAACAGACACUGCGACCCGACCAGCCGAACCUGCGAAGAUCCUUGCCUGGCGCAACUGUGCGGCGUGAAUGCUCUCUGCAAUGCCACCCGUCAUCAAGCUGUAUGCACGUGCAUCAGCGGCUACAGCGGAAACGCUUACAAUCAGUGUCACAACAUAAACCGAGGGCGUACCGACUUCCCCAGACCUGACAUAAUCGUCAGCUGCUUGUCGGACGGGGUACAGGUUCUGAUACACCUUCUGGACGACGAAUUCGAUGGCGUCUUAUACGUCAAAGGUCGCAGCAAAGACGAACAGUGCAGACGAGUCGUUUCCAUUUCUUCGGAAACCAUGCACAAGACCGAAAUAUUCAAGGUGGCGUUUGGAAAUUGCGGACUGAUACACGUAAACGGACAAGCCAGCUUUGUACUGGUUAUACAAAAGCAUCCUAAAUUGAUGACGUACAAGGCACAAGCCUAUCACAUAAAAUGCAUAUACCAAACUGGUGAACAGAACGUCACGCUCGGAUUUAAUAUCUCUAUGCUGACAACUACUGGUACCAUUGCAAACACCGGUCCACCGCCGAUCUGCUUGAUGAAAAUCGUCACCCAGAGCGGAAACGAGAUCAACUCCGCCGAAAUUGGGGAUAAUCUGAUGCUGCAAGUCGAAGUCCAACCUUCCAGUAUUUACGGUGGAUUCGCUCGAAAUUGCGUUGCCAAGACGAUGGAGGACAACCUGGAGAACGAGUACAUCGUAACGGAUGAGAACGGAUGCGCGACAGACCCAACGAUAUUUGGCGAGUGGGAGCAGAAUCCUGAAACGCAGGCGUUGAUGGCCAGCUUCAACGCGUUCAAGUUCCCAAGUAGCGAUAAUAUUCGAUUCCAGUGCAAUAUCCGCGUUUGCUUCGGACGUUGUCAACCCGUGAAUUGCCGAGGAUACAACGCGUUUGGUCGCCGUAGACGAGACGUCGAGUCCGAAGUAAACGACACGUCUUUGAGCAUCGCGGACAACUUUGAGGGACAACUUAGAGAAGAAAUAACCAUUCAGUCGAAUCUGAUAUUCACUCUGGACGGAAGAGAAGAAAGGCAUCCAGGGAACGCACCAGAAACUUCGGCGCAAAGAGUGGAGGACAUAUGUGUUUCUAUGGUCGGCUUUGUGAUAGCAUUAGUAAUUACAGCACUCCUGGCACUAGUCGCUGUAGCUAUUGCUGUAUCAUGCUGGCUAAUGGCGUAUCGUCGCCAGCCAAAGACUGCUGGACCACUGCCACAUCCACCAGAGUUCCCAAAUCCGCUGUUCACUACUGAAUCUGUAGCUGAACCAUCUCCUGAUUAUCACCUAUCAUAAGUCUUCUAGGAUAAUUAUUAUUUUAUAACGUAAUUUUAUAAUCGUCAAUUGGAACGCAUUUCUGACCACAUCACCUGGUGGUCGGUUUUGUAUUUCUAUGAACGACUCCUCCAAUGACUAGCCCUCCGUACUUUCCUCCCAAGGGUUCACAAUGACCGCGUCAUAUGUUCACUGUUAUAUAUUAUAUAUAUGUAUGCGAGUAUCCUAAAUCACGAGAGAUAUAUAUAUAUAUAAUAUAUAUAUAUAAAGAUAUAUCUACUAUUUAUGGUGAUGGUUGCUUCCAUUAUCUAAACAUGAAAAAUUGUCCGGCAUACCUUUUUUCUUUCUGAACUAUCCCCAGUAUUUAGUCAUUGGAAGAUUCGUUGAGCGUAACACUGCGAAUGUAAUUCCCGUGUAAAGUCAAACGAAUUAGUCUAAUAUAGCUUUCUUACUUCGAAAGUAGGUAACUGUACAUUUUCUCUAAUAAAACGCUAAUGUAAUAUUUUUAAAACAAUAUUUUUCAAUGAUUCCCCGAAAGAAACACAUAACAAAAAAAAAAUAUACAUAUCGAAUUGAGUAACCUCCUCCUUUUUCGAAGUCGGUUAAAAAGAAACGUUCUACUAAGGUAAGUAUCGCACAUUAGAAAAUAUUAAUGCGUAUAUCUCUGCGUAGUGUAAAAUAAAGUCCCUGGUAAGCGUCAGUCUGUUGAAAUUGUAUUCUCAACAGGCAAGUUAAGGUGAUUGAAGUUGACCUAAGCG
This is a messenger RNA of Hylaeus anthracinus, 58635 nucleotides long. RefSeq lists its product as uncharacterized. The transcript is spliced from 174 exons. NCBI's taxonomy places the organism in Eukaryota, Metazoa, Arthropoda, Insecta, Hymenoptera, Colletidae. Gene Ontology annotation, cellular component: nucleus. The record is from RefSeq and is a predicted model, not a curated record. Gene Ontology annotation, molecular function: zinc ion binding; calcium ion binding.